CUCCAAACCUCUCAGCUCCUUCUAUCCCACCAUCCUUCUAACACUCUCAUUCACUUAACAUCAUCCCCUUGCAAUUCUCUGCUCUGUCCCUGCAUCCCUCUGACUCCUGUCACAUCCUUAUCUCUGCUCCCUCACCCCACCCCUCUUCCAUCUGACCCCCUCUCCUCACUCCCCUCAAUCAGACUUCCUCUCCCUAACAAACUCCUUCUCUCUUUCGCCAGUCCCUCUCUCUCUUCUUCCACAAGCUAAUUCUUUAUGCUCAGCAUCUUGCUCCUGGAUUUGACUGCCAUCAGCUGUUUUCCCAUCUGAAGGAUGUUUGAAAGAGAACCCAGCACACACACAGGGGCAGUUACAGUGUGAUUUGAGGGAGCUGGAGGAAGAUUAGGGUUUAGAAUCAGGAUAGCAGAGAAGUGGUCUGAAUAUAUUGGAAACAUGCAUCUCGUCCAUCACUUUCACUGUAGCCUCCUCUUCCUAGGUGAGUACUUUUACAUCAAUUCUCUAACCUAAUAGCUAGGAGUCUACAUUAUCAUGGGUCCCAAUCUCAACUUCAGCUCACUGUCUCAGAUCUACUUCUUUAGAUCACACUUUAAACAUUAGUGGUGAUGCUUCCUUCUGUGUCUCUGUCUGUCUUUAACAUACUGUAUGUGUCAUAUCUCCCAGUGUAGGUUUAAGCAGUAUGCAUUGUGGGUCUGCUACUCUAUUAUCAUAUAAUGCUUUAUGUAGACUAUGAGAUAGAUGUGACAGUAAGAUGUCUGUACCAAGUGUUGGUAUUAUGUAUUAUGUGAAUAUAUGGACAUAUGUCUGUGAACUUGUGCAUCUAUGUUGUAUAAUUCAUAAACCUUUAGUCUAUAGAUGCUUGUUAUGAGAUAUGUUAUAUUUGUUAUGGCUCUUUUAUGGUAUAUGUAUUUUUUUUUUUUAAAUUAAUUACUCAUUACUGCCUUUAAAUGGUGUUAGAUAUACAGAGGCUUUAAGUCAUGCUAAACUUAUGAAUAGCAUGAACUAGGCAUGUAACUGUAUGUUAUUAGUUAUACACCCCUCUAAAGUGGAUGUCUAAAAUAAUUCUCUUAAAAGUGAAUUCACUAGAAAUGCAAGAUAAAUUACAGCCCCUCUUAGCCAGUACAAAAUAAUGUAAAAAAAUGGACUCAUGGACACUGAAUUAGUGAUAAUUGUUUAAUUUCUUAAAUUCAUAUAUAUAUAUAUUUAAUGGUGCAAAGUGAAGAUAAAAUAUGGGUUUCUCUGUUUUCUUUCUGUUUAUCAGUAGCAAACUUUUCUGUAGAGUUAUAUUUCAAUACACUUUAAAUUGUCAUAGAGGACCACUUUCAUUAUAAUGUAUCUAAGAUGCAUGUGAUAUAUUAUUAUAAUUGUAAAAAUUUGGUCUAUUUGCUUUUGUAUUACAGCCUAGGUUAUGUGUGUGUGAAACUACAUUAGUUUAUAUUCGUUACUAUUUUGCUGAAUAUAUUGUUUAACAUGUAGUUAUCAUUAUAAAAGAUCUAGGUAUCUCCGAUACAAUAAAUGUAACAUCUUUCUUAGUAUAUUUGUAUUACACCUGAUAUAGAAUUGUCUUGCCAUGUGUAAUUUAGAUAGAAUGUGUGUGCAUGUGUGUAUUUGAAUUACUGUAGUUAGGACAUUCUUGUGCAAAUUAUAUACAGCCUAUGUCUGUGCCUGUCUGAAUGUGUCUGAUAGUAUGCCUUAUAUAGAAUGUGUUUGUAGCUUUCUGUAUUACAGUAUACAUUGUAUGAAUGUGUGUAUAGAGUCAGGCUACAGAGCACACAUCUCUAUGUGUAUAUGUAUUAUAGUAUAUGUGAUGGACUGUGGGUAUCUAUAUUAUAGUUUUUUUAAUAGUUUAUAUAACAUCAAUGUUUCUGUGAGUAUCUGUGUUAUAUAGCAUUUUGUGGUGGAAAUAGCCUCAUAUUAGUGUGGUGUACGAAGGCACUUGCCUAAUGGUAAAUCUGGCCCUGGGUGUGUACCUGUCUUCCAGUGAAAGCUUACACUGAGCAAUUUCCUUAUAUUUAUUAUAAUUGUAUCAUACUCUUGCAUGUAGAAAUUAUUAGCAGAACAAAACCGUUGUAUAAAACUAUUUUACUAUCAAAAGGGUACAUGCAAUAAGCAAUUAAUUAUCUCCUGUUCUGGCUGAUUCAAUAGGUUUAUCUCAUAACCUUUGCAUAUACCCUCACAGUCAUGGAUUGACAGUCGUGCAAACAUGUCCACAUCUGGCUGUUGUAUUUACUUGCACGCAAGCACACCACACAUAUGCACACACAUUUAAUGUUGAGCAUUUCAUAACUGGGAUGUAAGCAUCACCUAAUAGCUAGGUUGUGCUUUAAGUAAUAAAAAAUUUAGUCUGUUUAUAUUUUCAUUUGCGCAUCCAAUACGUGCAAUGUUUCGUAAACAUGGGCGUAUGCAUGUGUACAGCACAAUGAAAAGAAUACACAAGCAUAUGUCGUAUGGCAUUUCUGUGCAGCUGUCUGAGAGUGCAAAAGCACACCCAUAACAUCAUGGGGCAUUGACAUGACACUGGACACAGAUGUCCUUCAGAGGUAAGUGGGGUUCUCAGUUACUUCUGUUUUGUUUUAAUCACCCCACUUCAAUAACCUAUAAGGUAAGAGGUAAGGUAAGAGCAUAAGGGACUACUGUCCAGGUAAGUGACAUUAUGACAAACAAUUAAAAAACUACAAUUACAAAUACGGCCAUUGAAUGACCUGUAAUGUAACAGGCUGAAAUUAUUGACAGAACAGCCAUUUGAAAGACUUGAAAAACUGUAUAUAAAAACACAGAGCUCCAAGCCUCCACAACAUCUUCUCCCAUCUCACCAAUUUGCUGUUUUCCAAAAUCAUUUUUUCACUUGGACUUAAAUGUUUGAGUCACCACAUCUGCCUCAUCACCUAUUAUUCCGAUUACUGGUUUCUAUUCAUUUUCGUUUCCUAUAUCCAAAAGCCUUAAUCAGGUUCCUCCUUUAUAUUUUAAUAUCUUUAAGAUAUUAUACCUGAAAUCCUUUCGUCUGUAUAUCUUAUCUCCAUCUAACAUGGUUCUCUUUUUACUUUGCAACCAUUUUAAUAUUCUCAGGUACCCUAUCUCUAAACGUGUAGCUUACUGGCUGUCAUGCCUGACACAGCAAAUAUGUAUCACACAUUACAUAUGGAUUGCGCUAGAGGGAUUGUGAUGCUGACAGCUUCAUUGCUUUGACCUUUGAACUGGAGACAUUGAUCAGGCAUCAUUAGCGGUGACUAAUUAUCAUGAAGAUAUUUUCUUGUUUUGUGGGGGUGUUUGGCAGGCUCGUUACAUAGUGAAAUAAAAUUAUUCUAUUAGGUUUUUGCUGAUAUGGAAAUUAUUUCUAAAUCCAUGGUCUGAGUUCUUUACUUGCCAUUGUGACUGGAAAGUGUUUGAAAGUCUUCCUAUUCCAGGUAUCUCCUAGGUAUGAAAUUGACCAAACUUAGGAGAAGUUGAUAAAAUGUAAUGCAUUGGUCUAGGUUGUAUUCAAAUACAUUUAAAACAGUGUCUUUCAAAUGUGCAUUUUAAAUGUCUCCAAUAAAGAGUGGACAUAUGUCCACUGGAAAAAAAUAUAUUGUUACAACUACUUACACUAAGGUAAGAUCAAGUUUAAGGAGAUUUACGGUUGGGGUAGAUGGAUAUUAGGGGUUAUGGGAUAGAUGGGUUAGGGGGAUAUUUAAGGUUGGAGUAACAGUUGAUUGGGGUUAAGAUGGACUUAGCUGAAGUUGCUGCCAUUGGUACCUCCCAUGAUCCUCAGUCAGACUCAGUGACCCCCUAACACUUACAGGAUUAUUCACUAAUGUGCGAAUCGUGAGGAAUUUAAAGAUAAUUCAAAAUUUUAGGUCAAAAUAGGCAAACUGAAAAUAUAUCUGACCUUUAAGAUUUUUUUUUUCAAUUUUUGGGCUAAAAGCAUUUUCUUUGAAUGCACUUUGCAUUACUAUAUGCUAAUGAAUGACCUUACCCUAACUCCCUCUUACACUACUUCAUCCCUAAGCCCUCAAACCUAUGCUUACCUUAGUGGCAUCCUAUGUAAUGGUGUGCCAUUAUAGGACUACAGCACCAUUAUCCUAUUCAUCGAUGCCUUUUUAAGUAGACUUUUCAAAGCCAUGUUUUUGAAAAUAAACUGCAUUAUUUAUACCCUGAUUAGAUUAAUAUCCUUAUUACCAAUAUGCAGCAGACUAAUAGGUGCAUCUAUACCAUAUUUCAUGUAUUGAUCUAUUUCAUAACGGUAAUGAUGAAAUUUAUGCAACAUUGAAUGUCUUCAGUAUUUUGGAUAGUUAUUCAUUUGUUCCUGACUUUUCAAUCAGCCUAUACAUUGUUUCCUCAGUAUUUCAGCCACUGAAAGGAAUGGUGAGCCAUCAGUUAUUGUCUGAUCGACUGCUGGCUCAAAUUCAUGACAAUAUCUUUCCCUCCUCUUACAGAAUGAUUGCUUAAAACAGACCUUUAUUUAAGCAAUAUGUGUUCAGUGCCAAGUAAAAUACACAACUGUCUGGCAAUCAAUUCUUGCAGUGUCUCAACGCUUCUUUUUAAUUGAAGAAUCUGUGUAUUUUUUUAUCCAGAUUAAACGCUUUAUUGUAGGCUGAAAUGCCUGAAAAAAAACCCCACAAGUUUUAUAAUGCUGUUUUAAAAAAAGGAAAAUUGUGCAAAAAACAGAGCUCACAUGUAAGAGAACUAAACUGUGCAGAAAAAUCUGGGAAUAUAUUGAGUUUGCUCGUGGGCACUACGGUUUCCUUUACAGCUGCAGUGUUGAGUGGUAAAAUGGUCGGCACAGUUUAAAAUGAUACAUACUUUGUAUGUGAUCAACAUGUUUUCUUUGUUGAAAAGCUUUCUCAAGAUGGUAUUGAUGUAUAAGGAGGCUCUUCAUUUAGUAACUGUCACAUUGAUAUUUCACCACUUAAAUCUGCAACAUAACAGCAGACCACCAAGAACAUAGUUAUAGGAACAAAGGGACUCUUUUUCCAUCAAAUUACAGAGCGACAUUUCAUUUUUUUUUUUUUUUAUAUGCACAUUUAGCCUGAUGAAGGGCUUAAUGGGCCUGGAUCUACAAAUUGUGAUAAGGCUAAUUACCUAGCUUACCACAUUGAAAAACAUGCAACAACCUUGUUAAAAAAAUUAAUAAAAGAAAUAUUUGAAUUUUAAAUUGGGGAAAUGGAAAUUAUAUUAAGGUUUUAAACUAAAUUGUGAGCUGUAAUUAUCUUGAGUAUAAUUAUUUUUACAAUCCACUGUAUUCUGUAGGGCUUUACAGUGCUAUUUUAAAUACAGUAAGUAAAGGACAAACAAGUUAAGACAGAAACCAGAAACAGUAGGUGCAAAGGGUCCCGCUGAACAAUAUUACAAUCUAGAGGAAGUGGUGUAUAAAACCCCAGGGUGAAGAGCAAUGUAUCUAAAAAUGGAAGAGAGAUAGGCAGGUUACAUUUACAUCUAUGAAGCAUAUGUAAAUAUUGAUCGAGUACUGGAGAAAAGUUUGGAGACAGAAGAAAAUUCUAACUUGACAUGAUUUGGAAUCCCACGUGGCCCUUGAGGUGUCUUGUAUUGUCAGUUCUUUUGACUAGGCCUACACAAUCUCUAGUUUCUGUAAGUCAAACUUGACUUGUUGAAUAUUUAUGUACCGGUAUGUCUUCUCCACCCUUGCACAGCACUGCACAGUAUAUUCGCACUUAAUAAAUGAUAACAAACGGUCACUCUUUGUAUAAUCACAAAGUUAAUGGUACAGACAGCCUCUCAGAGCUCAGGCAGCCAAAAUGCUAAGGUUGCCCAAAGUCAAAUCUGUUCAAGUUGUGUGUUCAGGAUGCACUUUAAUGUUUAGUAGCUUUUUCCCUUUUCAUUCAGAGUCCACUGGAAGCCACCACUGAAUAAUGUAAGCAUGAAACUACCAAUGCCUGUGCACCCUCUGGUUGCAGAUGCAUUCAUACUGAUCCUGCGUACCAUUUUGGCAUCAGUUUGAAAAUGGACUGCAUUAUAUGCCUUGAAACCUGCAUCAUUUUCAGGCACCAGUCCGGUCCUCGCCACUACAGUUACUCUAAUUGUUACCUGAGAGUGAGUUUUUGCUUGUGGUGUGCAAUUUUGUUAUUGACUAUUCUGACCUCUGAAAUCACUUAUUUUGGCUCUGUUUUACUGUUCUCUUACUGUUCUCUUGUUUGCUUGCAGACUGUAUUCUAAACUUUCAAACAUUUAGCCCAGCCACCCAAAUGCUGGGCAUAAUGUCUUUCCUGUAAUAUUGGAUGCUCAUAGCCCUGAGGUUUGCAUGUUGGGGGGGGGGAGGUGGGGGUCUAGACUUUACAGGAAUUUAGGAUGUAGGGGGAAUCCCUGCUCAAUAUUAGUGCUCUUCACCCCAAUGCACAUGAGGUAAAGAGCAGGGAUACUCAUCAUGUAACCCGUAACCUAAUUAAUGACACAGGAGGGCCAUGUUUUUUUUGUUUUGUUUUUUUGUUUUUCAAGCAUUGUUGGAACUACUCAUAUUUGUUUGAAUGAGGAGACCAUUUGUGACUUGUUCAUCCUUAUAAGAGGACUCUCAGGAUCCCCAAAUGGUUGAAUUAUUGUUCUACCCUAUUGUUUGAUUCAGUGCUCUAUUUGAUGGUCCUCAGCUCCCAGUUUUAGUUUGAUUUAAUGUAAGAGGCAGCUAUUUCUUCUGAGACUUGAAAUCAUAGCUUGAAAAUAGAUCCGAAUGGUUUGAAAGGGUUACAUCAAGUCCCUUCCCAGAUUCGUUUGUGAAUAAACCAAUGUUUGGUUGUAUGUAUGGUCAAUACUCUGUGGUUGGAUAUGGACAUUAUAAGAAUGAUGAUAUUGACAAAAUUAUACAGCUCUGAUCAUCUAUGUCAUUUCACAUCAAGAUAACACUUUAGUAGCCUUUCUCUUGCAAUAAAUCCUUAAGAAUAUUGUGAAAUAUAUGUUUACUGAAGGAUGGUUAUCAAUUACUAAAUCCAAACAGACACAUAAAAAAAUCACAGGUGGUAAAUAUGGAAACAUAGCUAACAUAAACAGGUAGCAUCUUUAAUGUUCUCAAAAUAACAUCCAUUCAUGCAAAGACCAAUCCUUACAAAAUCCACAUAUUUAUCUGGACUCUAUGUUCUUAACAAUAUUUAUCUAGCUUGGUUCCAUAAAUCCUCAAAAUAUGCUCUGAGGUCAUGAGUAAAAAAACAGAGGAACGGCAAUGUUGGAACAGCUUUGAAGAUUGAAAGUGAGAGAAAGUUUGCGAGUAAAAGUGAGGAAUAAGUUAUAAUCAGAUAAUAAAGGUAAUGAUGCCCAAACAUUUCAUAAGUGGUGGACUAUGUUCUUCAUGAUGCUUAACCAAUCAGUCCAAAUAAUGGGUAUACAAGGGCUAAUAAACAACAGAUUUCUCCCCUAAAGGACUACCUAGCUUCCCCUUUGCUAUUGCACUGGUUUUUUUUUACUUGUAGAGGUAAGAAUAUGUCUGUCAGGAGUUGCGUGGUUAAGGGAGAUGUGACUAAACUCCUCUAAAUCAUGAUGUACUGACAUUUGUGAUGGAAUUCCUCCACCUAGUAUUAUGUCAAAUACAAAGGAUGUACACCAGUCAGUGACUUAAAUCACUAUAUGUAUAAUUAAUGGUGACAUAUGGGACCACUGUUAUAUUACAUGGCCAUAUAAUGGUUUGCGUGACAGUAGUCACGGUUUGGCAGGUUCUCACAUACAUUUUAUUGUUUGUUUGGAAGACUAUUUUACUACACUGUGUUAUGUACAUGAAUCCAAGUUAGCACUGGCCUACAUAUAGCGGUCGCAGUUGCGACCGUGACGGUUAUUCCAGGGGGCCCGGCCGCCCUGCAGACCCCUGCGACCAGGUGCACGCCAUCAUCAUUUGCGGCCACGGCCCACGCGGCAAACUGCCAGGGGGCCGGAUUUUAUGAUGCCCAUCAGGUGGCCCGUGCUGCCAGGGCCACCCAAUGGGAAUGGAUUUCCAGGGGGCGCAUUCAGCGCUGGGUGCUUUAACAGCGUGACCGGGCACCCUGUGAUGAGAGCCCGCGCGGGAGAAAGCAGAGAGAGUCAGAUUAGGAACUUUGACUCCCAUCAACCUGAGCCACCACUGGACCCCAGGGAAAGUCACCUGUGUUUGUAUGUAUGUAUGUGUCUGUGUCUUUCUGUCUGUAUGUAUAUGUGCCUGUCUGUUAGUAUGUGUGUAUGUGUCUGUCUGUAUGUGUCUGUCUAUCUGUAUGUAUGUGUGCCUGUCUGUUUGUAUGUAUGUGUCUUUGUAUGUAUGUGUGCCUUGUGUGUGUCUGUAUUUAUGUGUGUGUGUGUGUCUGUCUGUCUGUAUGUGUGUGUCUGUAUGUGUGUCUGUCUGUAUGUAUGUGUCUGUGUCUUUCUGUCUGUAUGCAUGUGUGCCUGUCUGUUUUUAUGUAUGUGUGUGUCUUUGUAUGUAUGUUUGUCGUGUGUCUGUAUGUAUGUAUGUGUGUGUGUAUGUCUGUGUGCCUGUCUGUUUGUAUGUAUGUGUCGUGUGUGAAUGUAUGUGUCUGUAUGUAACUGUCUGUGUCUGUAUGUAUGUGUGUGUGUGUGUGUCUGUCGGGGGGAGGAGUUAGAGGGGGAGAGGGAGGGAGGGGGUGACCCCAUGGACCAGUUUCGCACCGGGGCCCCAAAGGUUGUGUGUACGGCACUGCAAGUUAGCAUUAUUUAUUCAACACAUCUUAAGGCUGUUCCACUACAUUUACAUCAGCACUUGAACCAGAUUCUUGGUAAAACUAUAUAAGCAACACAAUUAGUUUAUAACUUGCCAGAAAGUGGGUACUUAACCAUAGUCGAAAGUAUUGCACACACGCAAUGGUGAAAUACAUUUAAAAAAAUUUAAUUUGUUAAUAUGUGUAUCAUUCCUGCCAAUGUUAUUUUGGGCAUUUUGGUUAUUUCAACUGGCUGACUUUCAAUGUCCAUCAGAUUAAUGAGGAAUUACAGUGAAAAGUGCUGAUAAUACCACUAUCCAAAUUAUCUCCAGUUUGAUACAAAUUAUCAUGGAACUGGGAAUGAAUAACACACCGUCUGCUUUUCAAUCACGAAAAGACUUGAAAAAUUUAUAAAAGACACCAACUGGAGGUUUCUGUUAUCUUACUCACUACUCUACAAGCAAAAAGCAUACAUUCCAAGUGUUCCUAUUUAGGAAGGACAGUCCCUAUUUUGGGCCUAAAUCCCCCUGUCUCUAUUCUAUCCUAAUGUCAAUCUUUUCUAUGAGCUCCACAUUGUUGGUGUGUCUGAGUGUAUAACAGGGCUCCAAAGCAAUAAUACUCUGAGUCUUUAAACUACAAUACAUUUGUUUAGCAAUUAGUCUGUAUAAAUAAGAUACAUUGUUCUUGCCAUAAAUUAUAUUUUAGUUGCUUAAAGUGUUAUUCAUAAGUCACAUACAAUUUCUCUGGGCUGCCCUUGUCCACCCCAACACGUCGAAAUGAAAGUGUCCAUUUGAAGGAGGUAUAAAAAAAGAAGUGAAAUUAUGAGUUUUAUUAGUUUUUAAUAGCCAAUUAGUUUCAUUCAUUUUUUUUUUUUUUAAAGAACUAAGCUGCAAAUAUGUAUAGCAGCUGUACAGUAUGUCUCCUGGAUAACUCUGAUAUUGUCUGUACAAGUUAAGGAUUAUUAUUGCAUGCUGAUGCUGCAAGUGUGCCUGUCUUACAGCACCGUGUAUGGUCAAGGGAAAGCAAUGCUUCCCCCUGUGACAUUUCAGUGGGGGCUGAAUGAGCAUGUAGCUGCAGCAAUAUUAGAAAAUCAUUGCAGAUAAAAAGAGACAGAAGCAGGGUUCUCCUGAUUCUUGGAUAAUUAUAGUGCUUGUGAUGUCCUAUUAAAUAGUCACUUGAACAUUUUCAGAACAUUUUCGUAUGUUUUUAUUAAGAUUUUGCACAUGUUAAACAUAGACAAAUAUCAAUAAAGAGCAUCUGUGCAACAUAUGAGUAUCUAGAAAUGUAUAUAUACGCACUUCAAAAUAACAGAUGCUGCUUAAUAGUAAUUACAUAGAUUCCUAAUGCCAGAACCAUAAUAGCAAACAUCAAGACUACUUUUAAUUUUUUUCUAUUUGAAAGUAACCAAGCUAUAUAUAAAGAAACAAUGAGUCUGGUGGCAGUCUAUCCGCAAGUACCUUGGGUGUCAUCACCAAGGUCCCCUUUUUCCUUAGUGAUUAGCUCUGGGAGUGAUUAUAGCCUAUUUCCAAACAUUAGUCGAGGCUUAAUGUCAUGGUGAAAUCCGAUUGGUUUAUUGUCAGGAAUGUUGCCUUUUUAUACCUGGGUUCCCAACAGGGGGACACCAGAAGAACAUUAGGGAUUCCAUAAUACCUGGCACCUAGGUGUCUGUAGCUUACCAGUUACUUUUAUUAGCGCACAGAGCUACCUUGGAGCCAAAUAACAAUUUUAUACAAUAAACUGGGUUCCCAUGCCGCAUCUCCUAACCAAUGCCAUGCCCAGAAAUCUCUCUCCUGAGUGCCCACUGUGUCCAAAAAGCACUCGUAUCAGAGGUGUGUAGCCUACAGUAAGGAUGCUUGACUGGGCCGCAAGCAUCCUCCAAUCCAGCACAGAGUUCCACAACGCUGAGUGGGAAGUCCCGGUCACCUUCAAUUGUGGCGCUUGCAGUCUCUUCUUGGUAUGGUUCGAUGCCUCACCACCUACUCUAUCACUCCUCAAAAUAGUGCUCUUUUUGGUGACUCUGGGAUUGAGAGUGCCCUCAACAAAGUUAUACUGGAUCACAGUGGCUCUGUGAUCCAAUUAGGAGUUCCAGAGUGUUUACGGGUUGCAUUCGGUCAGGUUCACCGUGGCUCUGUGAAUUCUGCCACAGCCGAUGCUGUCUCCUGGGUCGCUGGGAAGCCCUUCUGGAGGGGCAAACGUAGGUGAUUAUAUUACGGGCAAUUAUAUUACUUUUAGAGGGAGGUGGUGGUUGGGGUGUGCAAGUCCUAGGUGACUAGGUGAUCUGUCACAAGUCUGAACUGUGUGAAUAGAAUAUCCACAGGCAUAGGGCUGUGAAAGAAUACUCUGGCUCAUGCACUGGCUCAUGCACUUCAUCUCAAAAUCUAAACCACUUAAAUGUUUUCCUAUUUUAUAACAGCUAUGAGCGUCUCCUGUUUGUUUUGCAGAUAAUUGUGCCUCUUGUCUAUGUUAUAUACAAAUAUUAAUAUUUCUGUUGCAAUAACACAAAUAGCAACGGGAAGACAUUUGGCUUCAGUAAAUGUUUGCCUUAUUUUGCAAUGUCUACUAGAACUGAGAAAUAAAUGCUUAAAGGAACACUUUAGUGUUAGAAAUACAAAGAUUUAUUCCUAACACUAUAGUGUCCCUCUGCCAAAUUACAAUUUAAAGUGAUGAUAAGCCACUAUUGACUCUCAACUGGGUGGUUAGCAGAGUAGAAAAUAUAUUCUUUAAAUAGGGGGUCACUCCUAGCACCAUAACCACUAUAGUUCAAUAUAGUGAUUGUGUUGCAUUGAGUUUUUGUGUACGGUUUCCCAGUUUCUGUUAAAAAAAACUUGUGAAGGGAAAUAUGGUGGUUUCUUUCCUUCAAUGACCAGGCACUUUGCUGUGACUUGGCUAAUGCAGAAGUAAACAUUUUGACUUGUUUCUCUCAACUGAUUGGUUGAGAGCCCAGGGCUAGUGCUUUUAGUGUACCAAUAAGUAGCUGUUUCGUAUUUGGUUGGAAUUAUGGCUGAUUUCGGAUUUAGUAACAAGAUUAGUGACUCUUGACUCCAUGUUAAAGAGACACUCUGGGCUCCAAAAGAACCAGCGUGCAUCUCAUAGCUCUUGAACUAAAUAUUUAGCCGUAUGUCUUCACAUGCUCAGUUUUGCAUAGUAGUUGAAAAAAAAUGCUUCAAAGCAUUCUACAUUUUAGUCACCCCAUCUAUAUGUUCUAAAAUAAAUCCUACUUGCUGGUUACUGCACUUCAGUAUAUGAUAUCACCGUUAGGUCACCGACAGUAACCAGUGCUGAAACACUGGCAUCAUUGUAGAAAGCAAAUACCUUUGUGUCCUCUUGUCACUUGUCCGUGCCUAUAAUAUUAUUUCACACUGGCUGCAGUGAAAGAUAUGUUGGCUAUUACAGUUAUUUAUUCUGGGUAUGUUUUUGUUAAUGAGUCUUUUUUUUUUUUAAUAAAUACCUUUGCUCCAUUAGCUCAUGUUUUCUGUUCCUUUUUCUUAAUCUGUGUUUCUCUUUUUACCCCAGUCACAUAGCCAUUGCUGUACAUGUCAUCAGGUAGCACAGCAGGGAUAUCUGGAGAUUUUAACAUCACUGCUUAAAUAUGUAAAACGCUCACAUGUGAACUAAACUUCAUGGAACCCCACUGCUCUGCCCAUAACAUUCUGUGAUUUAUGUGAUAAAGUCAGAACUUAAUGUUGCAUCCUAAUUGGCUGUUCUCUUUCUGGUCAUGGUAGUUGUGAUAAAAAUGUAUAUGUUACUGGGGGACUUAUUAAAGAGGUGGUGUAACUUCCCAGGAUUGGUAUUAUGUUUACUUAUCCCCUACAUUUCAGAAAGAUAUAUAUGUGUAGGAGUCUGAAAAUAAAAUAAAAAAUAUUAUUUGAUACUGCUCUAUCCUGGGAAUGAGUUCCAUCUUAGCUCCUUGUCAAUCAAGACAUGCGCAUAGUCGUCGGCAUCUUAAUAACAUAACCCUUAUAAAAAACCCUAUUCCCAUAAAACACAGACACCCUGAAGUUGGGUUAAAUUUAUCACAGCUUUAUUUAAAAUAUUUAAACUUGUAUUUAAUAAUUAAAGGUCAUUGUCAACAACACAUAACACAUUAAUAAUUACAUAAAGGUCAUUGUUAAUGAAAUCACAGCACCAUAACUUUAACCCCAGACAAUGACCCUGCCAUAAAUAACAUCAAUACAUCCAUAUAAACAUAUAACAUUAAUAUAACACAAACAGUUAACGCAGCCACCAAGGGCAUCCAUUUCCACUUGUAGGGUAUUCCAAGAUACCCCUACACACCCAGGUUACGAGCUACCGAGGAGCUGGAACCUACCAAAACCAAAUCAAACAUCCUAUUGCUCCUGAAUUUAAAAUAUAUCCCACCUAUUCAGCCCACCUACCCCCCAAUUUCUCUCUCCAAACCCCGGCCGCCGUGACCAAACAGGGGAAGAACUAACCCACAAUAUACAGCCAAAACAAAUUAGGGAGGGAGGAUGGGCCAGAUACCGGUAGGUGAAAAUUUUCAAUUAGAAUGGUUUAUCACCUAAAAUGGCUGCUAUAUAUAUAUCACCUCAAAGCCCCGCCCCCUUGACUAGGUGACAAGACUCAAAUUUUGUAGCACUUGGUGUGUCCUCUACCGUAACACUGGACUCCAAGAAAGAAAUUAAUUAUGCAGCAUCCCUCAUAUAGAGCUCUGCAGCCUGGGAAACCACAUUUUUAGCAUACGGUACCUCCAAGUAUUCUCUAAAGGAUUAUCUAACUAAUCUGACAGAAUGCAGUGAUAUUCAUUACAUCUAUCUAUCUCUCUACCUACCUAUCUAUCUAUCUAUAUAUUUGUGAUUGAAUAUAUGAUUAAAUUGCAUGUACAUAUUCAUGGAUGGGAGGGGGCCAGUGCUCUGCAUGUCUCCUUUGGAUGCAACAUAGCACACAAUAUAUUUUGAUUGAACGAAUAACAAGCUUCUCAGUGUGAUACACGUGGAAAAUUACUGGGUAUCCAGUUAUCUCCCCUGUUUUUACUCCAAACUGCAUGUUUUAUGCUCUACGGUUCUGUGGAAAGAGAUCGUCAGAGUAUAGUCUGUAUACAAUUUAAGUUUGUUUAUAUCUAUACAUUUUUAUACAUAUAUGCAGAAAGAUUUAUAAAUGUAUGUGUCAUGUCUAUAAACAUCUAUCCUUUUCAUUUAUUUGCAUCAAAGACCCCUUUAGUUAACGGGAAAUAUUGACAUUUACUGAGGCUUUACAACAGAAAGUGGAUCAAGUAAGCUUAGGGUUCAUGUUAAGGGUUAGAACACAUGCCAGCCUUUCCUGAGAUCCAGAUGUGACAAAAGUUCUUUCCUUAUAGAUGGCUAUCCUGAAGAAAAGGUACAACACCUCCUAAUGUGUCUUCCACUUUCCUACGUCUGGUAGAACACUGAGGGAGCAGUAUUGUUGUAAGGUAGGCAAGCCAAUCGUACCCACUAGCAUAUGAAGAGCAGGGGGCCAUCAUGCUUUACGAAAUAUAUUUGAAAAAGGGGGGUGGAGACACAUAUAAAAUAGCAUGUGGAGAAGGGCGGCAGAGUAGAAAAUUGGAGCAGUAUAUAUUAAAUGGAGGGACUGUAAUCAUAACAGUUGCCGUUACCAGAUGAUAAUGUGAAAAUCCAUGGUAUGAACCCGUAUGUGUUACUGUGUGAAAAAGAUGAGAAAUAUAUUAAUGGAGGGUUUCUUCCUUCGUUACUUAGCGAUUAAUAGAAUAAUAUUUCAGAGAAGAGGGCAAAGAAAUUCAACGGAGAAAAGAAACUGAAGCAUAUAAGCAUACUUGCUGUUUAAAAAUGUCUGUGCUUUUGAAUUUUUUUUUUAUUAAGAAUAGUUACUAUUGUGAUUUUUUUUUGGUGUGGAUGUAUUAACUACAUAUUUAUAUAUGUUUAACCUGUGAGGUCAGGUUGCUUACAAAUGUUAUAUGUAGGUGUAAACAAUGUUUAAAAAAAAAAUAAAAAAAAAAAUAGUAAAAUAAAACGAUCAAAAAUGAAUAAACUCAAAGUUACCUCAUAGUGAACACCAACAUAGAAGAUAUUGAAUUGUUACUUUGGCACAGGGCUAUUUAAUGUUUUAUAUUUGCCUUUACAAACCAUGUGUUUGAAGCAUGCUAUCUAAGAGGGUAUUGGGUUUUCUUUGUCAAAGGCUCUCCCCUCUUUUGGCAUUGCUCUUCCAAUGGUAAUUUGGUUGCAACCUAUCUGCACUCAUGUUGCACUUAUUAAAAACCAUGUUUAAUGCUGAGUUUGAAAUAUCCUCAAAAGUUAAAGGAUUCCAGAAUGUCAUUAGGAACAUUUUGUGUAUAACACGGUCUACAGAAAUUCCUUGUAUUGAAAUUGAAUUCAUUUGUAUAUAGUAAUCAUUCAUAUCCCUUUGCAGGCGCCUCUGUUACCGUAUAAACACACCCAAUUUGGAAAGCCUGGCUUCAAAACGGAGAACUUCCAUUCCUGUAAUAGUUUGUUUUGCCAAUCUCUAAACCAAACUGGAACUUUCUCCAUUUAUAGCAAGUUUAGUGACCCCCUAUAUUUCUCUCUUUAACCAGUUUUCCUCCAAGUAUAACAUCGUUCUCUGGCCUAGGUCUAUACAUGUAAUUCACAAAGUGAACUUUUAUUCUAAGUAGAUCCGAUAUACUGCCCCAAACUGUAUUAUAUUGUGUCUUUCUCUCCCAAAGAAAAGUACAUUCACAUGACUUAUUACUCAUAAAACCCCUCUUAUGACACUUUUGGAUAAAACAAGUUCAUUGUUUUGUAGAACUGCAGUUUAAUCUAUUUGUGUGUUAUGUGAGUCACUUUGAAUAUGGGCUAUUUUUUAUUCUUUCUGGUUAAGAGGGACAAUGUACCAAGUCUCACGGUACCUAAUGCUGCAGUAUUUACCCAGUAUUUACCAACAGGUUUACUCCAAUUAUAUGUAUCUUUAGAAUUAAUAAAACAAGGUCUUUAUUUCCACUGGUAGACGCUGCCCCACUCUCUUCCUUCUCUUUAAGGUAAUUUCUAUCAAAUUUGAGCAGGUUAUUGUGGACAAUUUCCAAAGGAACUCCAGAUUUGAGUCUAACUGAAUCUAAACGUUUUAAUGAUGCUGAACCUGUGGCAAGGUGGUACUCCAUAUCUGCCUAUACGGUGGGCAUCAAGUCAAAAGGCCCAAGGAAAUGCCGCAUAAUGUUCAAUGCAUCAAGACAUCUCAUAUGGAAAUCUGUCACAUCUAAGGUUCAAAACAGCACAACUUUGAGAUAUUGUACUUGCAGAGAGUGAAAGGGGUAAAGAGUGUAUGUUAAAAGAGGAAUAACCAAAGGAAAGAAAGAAGAAAAGGUAGAGCUGAUAUAGAAGGGAAACAGGGAGAACUAAGAUGGAAGGAGUGAGGGCAGAUGUAGUAAGGGUAAAUCAUAUGGAUGGAACAACAUUGAGGUUUUGAUGGAGGGCAAUGAUGCAGGUAGUGUUAUUUUGUCAUGAAUGGGUAAGUUAAAUGAGGAAUGAGAAAAACAACAAAUUGUUAAAGGGAUUUAAUUGAGUAAAAGGUAAGCAAAAAUAGCCUGGCAACUUUCAGAUCUGUGACUCGAUUUGUGGAAAAAAUAGGCUCAACCUUACAAUGGCUUUCUAUCACAUAUGUUUUUUCAGUAACCCCCCUGGACUCAGCUUAGCUCAGUCUCGUGGUAGGCCUAGCAAAAACUGAAAAUCUGUCUCAGUAAGAUGAAUGUUCUUGUUUUAGGUAUGUAUGUGCAUUACAUUUAUAUAGUGCUGAGUUCUAACAUACCUAAACUAGGCCUCUAUAGGUUACAUUGUGUAAGGUGAAGUAAGGACACUGAUUACAAAUCCGUUAUAAAAGAUGUAGAAUACUUAAGUCUCAGGUUAUCAUAAGUGAGGGUGUCCCUGCCCCUUACAUCUUUUUUUAUCAGUUCUCAGUGGUAACAGGAUUAUUAUCAUUGACACACGAUAUUUUUCAAGUCUUUUAGAGUUGAUACGUGACUGGGUAAACAUUGGUGGAAUAAACUCUCAUGUUAACUCUUUUAACUUGAGACUGGUGUUUUGUAUCUAUCAUAUUAUUCUACAGUACACAUGUUCAUUAAAGGAGCACUAAUGUGUUUGGAACACAAAACAUAUUCCUUACACUAGUGUCCCUCUGCUUCCAGUGCCACACCCUCCACCGCCGACCCAUCCCCGCACAGUUCUUACCUGAUUUCAGUGUCGAAGUCCCUUGGCACUGGAUUGGGCUCCUAAUCUGGGAGCCAAAUGCACAUGAGCGACAAGAGCCACGUGCAAAUCAAUGCUUUCCUUUGGGUUUUUUUUUUUUUAAUUCUUUAUUUUGUAAUGCAAAAUAUUUUCACACAAGCAUGUGCUGCCAGUUCAGAAUUAUCAAGCUUUGAUUCAGUAUAUCUGGUGUGGCAUUAGCAUGCAACAGAGAAACAUUGCACAUCUUUUCAGUAAGGAAUAACAGGAACAGUAAACUAUUUGGUUAGUCACAUCUACAUAGUGGAAUUGGCCAAGUGGGGCCGAAAUGCUCUUGUCAAGUGCGAGAAUUCAUGGGCUGGGAUUGUUGUUGUUCUGUUGUAUGCGACUAUGUAGUCUGUGUAAUAGAAUUUAGACUCUACUAAGUAACAAGCUAGUUGUAGAAGAGCGAAUGCUGGGCAGGCAGGGUGGUUCUUAGGCACUAUGGUGUCCUGUAACAGCUGUAUGUCUGGCUGGUAGUCUGCUCUCAUGAGGGCAUUGAUCUUGUUUAGAGUGUCUAUGGUCGUGUUGAGUCAUGCUGUGUAUUUUGUAAGCCGGGAGCAUAGACAUUGCAUUUGUGUCAGGUGUAACGGGUCUGUGGGCAAUGCUGGCGUUGGGAAUGCCCUGCUCUGCCUCUGCAUUGAGGGUGAGAACCCCUAACCAAGAGGGUUGCGAGGGGAAGGGGGUGUGAGAGCUAGGCACCUGUCUGGGUGUCCUCAUUUUGGCCUUUGCGGUUUUUAAAAACGCUGGAUGUCCUCAUGGAGUUAAACUCUUUGUAAAUGCAGGAAGUGCCAACAGCCACUAGAGACAGUCUUAACAUUGCAAUGUACUCAGGGAAGAGAAACACUGUUAAGGGAACAGGAGAACUGCAAUAAGAUGAAGCGAGAGUUCUGAGUGCCUGUGGUGUCCCUUUAAGAGCCAAAAGGUCUUAAAACUGGAAGUUAGUGUCUGAAGAUUCCUGUCUUGCCUUCAGAGGCAGUAGACUGGUGUGGGGCUGUGACAGCUCUGUAAUUUUUGCAGUACAUAAUUACUUCAUCAUUAAGUUACAGCUUAGAGAUUUGUCCUUUAAGUAUUGCAAGUAGUAGCUUAACAUAAUAGUACUUUUUUAUGUCCUUCCAAGCAUGCAAAGCAUAUUUAACUUCUGCUCUCAUGCUGGGACCCCUCUAGGAAGUUUUUUUUUAAAUGAAUAAUCCAAAAACAAAUAGUUAAAAGAAUAAGAUUGUAUAUGCCAUUUGCAUACUAUGGUUAUACAGACAGAAUAAUUUAAUUGUCCAACUAAAAAAAAGGACCUCCAAGGUAGGAUUUUCAGAAACCUUACCUGUGCCGAACGCUACAGUCGAAAGGCAACUUCUACCUCCACUGCAGCCCCUAGUCCCACUGCAGCUUUUACUUUCCACUGCAGCCUCUAUCCCCUACUACAGUCACUACCCUUCAAAUGUAGCUCCUAUCCCCCAAUAAAGUCCUGACCCCCAAAUCAAGCCCCUAGCCCCCAAUUACAGCCUAUAACCCCCACUACAGUCUCUAGCCUCCCUACUACAGCCCCUUAUAAUCAAACAGUAGCCCCUAACCCCUACUAAUCCCUGCUCCCCAAAUGUAGCCACUGUCCCCCUACUACUGCCCCUACCACCCACUUCCCCACUACAGCCUCUACUCCCUCACUACAACCCCUACCCCAACUGUAUGUGCUAUCCCCACAAUAGUCACUACCCUCCAAAUGUACCUCCUCUCCCACACUACAGUCACUACUCCCCAAAUGCAGCCCUUAUCGUCCCACUACAGUCAAUUUCAAUCUAUAUCCCCACUAAAACACUGCAGCCACUAUCCCGACACUACAGCUCCUACACCCACUACAGUCCCUACCCCCACUACAGCCCUACCUAUCUUACAGCCCCUACCACCCCACAGCCUCCCUUGUGCAGUGCUUAUCCCCUACUAGAGCCGCUAACACCCCUUUUACACCCCAUAUCUCUUAAUACAGCCCCUAUUUCAUUACUAAAGAGCCUACCCCCACAACAGUCCAUAUACUCCUCACUAUAGCCUCAUCUCCAUCCAAUUGCAGCCCAUAUCUCUCACACCACAACCUCUUUCCCAAAUCGCAGCCAUCCCCUUCAGCAAUUAACCCCCCUACUACAGCCUCUAUCCCCUCACUACAUUUCCUAACCGCUCAAUUACAGCCAGAUGUGGUUAGGUGUGUUAUGUUUGUGAAGGGGAAGAAUAAUCGAUAUAGCCACGCCCAUUCAAGAACGCAAAAAAUAUUCUUGCACCCAGGUGUCAGAGACCCUAGGAUCGGCCCUGAUAUCAUACACUAUGCAAUAUGACGUAAUAGGCAUAAUGGAAACAUGGUGGGAUGAAAGACAUGACUGGGCAGUUAACGUACAUGGUUACUGUCACAGGUUCUCUAGUCUAUUGUCGUUAUUCCUUUAAUCCUUCAAUCAAUCUGAGCUUUAUUGGCCACUGUCAUACCUCCACGCGGCACACGCCGCUCCGGUCCCGCCGUCCGCUCUGCUCCUCCUGGCUCUGACAGCUUCCGACACAGCGCACGUGCGCACCCGGGUGCGCGCGACCAUGGACGCGCGGCAUGCACAUGCGGCACCCUUUUAUAAUCUCUCCUAUUCUCUUCCCUAGCCUAUCAGAUCUCUCUUAGCCAUAUUUAUACCUCCCUCCUACAUCAUUUCCUUGCCCUGUCGUGGUCUAUUGUAGCCCUAGAGUGCAUUCUUUAUACUUGUGUGUUUCCUGGUAUCUGACUUCGGCUUGUCUCUGGUUAUCCGUAAUUUCUGGCUUCCUUGACCAUUGGCUUUGUUUCUCGUUUAUUCUUCCUUCUCCUGCCCUGACCUCGGCUCGUCUGAUUAUUCUGUUACUCUCCUUACUUUUCUUCACGUUAAGUCCGGCCUCUUUAAGGACCGGUAAUACGUCUAGCUUGGGUUGUCUGGUAGUCCUAUAGUUAGCGUGUUGGGGAACCUAAACUUGACAGCCACACUCUGCUUUUUAUGAAGUGCCCCUAGCAUGGGGUUUCCAAGACAAAAUCACAGGGGUUUCCUUCCCACAGGCCUUUGAGUUUGAGAGAAAACAAAAGAAAAGAUUGUGGGGUGUGCUUGUAUGUCAACUAUGAAUCAAUGCCAAAUAUUAAACAAGUGGAAUGUAACAAGGAAAAUGUAGAAGCUGUAUGGGUAGUUAUCUGCUUGGUUACAAAAGCAGGGCUGUAUUUACCAUGAGGCAAACAAGGUAUUUGCCUAGGGCGGCACUUUCAAGGGGGCAGCAAAAGACGAUGCCUUAAGUGCCUAGACAAAUCCCGUGUUUGCCUCAUCUUUGGUGGUCCAAGAGGUGGCCAGCUGGCCACCUUAGGGCCCCCCAAUGCAUUCAGAUACUCAGCGCGUUGGCGGGUGGGGAGGGAGCGGAGUCCUCUGAGCUCUUCCUGCUCCCCCCGUGCCCUUCUAUGAUGCUGGGAUCCAGAAUAUGACAUCACUCCAGCCCCAGCGGAACAGAACAGGAAUAGUUUCCUCGCCGCCUUCAUUGAGCGCCUGCACAUCUGCCCAGCCAACAGCCCCAGCCAGCUGGCAAGGAGCCUGUCAGCAGCCCUAGCCAGCCCGGCAAGGAGAGUGUCAGCAGCCCCAGUCAGCCCAGCAAGGAGCCUGCAAGCAACCCCAGCCAGCCCAGCAAGGAGCCUGUCAACAGCCCCAGGAUGGAGCCAGCCCAGCAGCAGUCAGGGACAGGAUCCACUUCAGCUCUCCCAAAGGUAGGGAGAUUGGGUUCAAGCAUUGGGUUCAAGCACUAACUAGAAAGGACACCUGUCUGGAUCUGGUUAUAACAAAUAGGUCAAUCUUCUGGCAAACGGACAGCACUUGGGAAAUAGUGAUCACAAUAUAGUGUCUUUUGAAACAAACUCAAAUAAGCAAAUGCACUUGGGUAUACUAAAACAUAUUUUAAAAAGGGCAAUUUCAGCUUUACAACAUAAAAGCUGGUAUAAACACAGAGGAUAAAUGGAAUAUCUUUAAACAAAUAUUACAAAGGUACACUUCUCAGUAUGUACCAUUUGGGCAAUAAAUAUAAAAGAAACAACUUGAAAUUAUUGUGGCUUAGUGGGAAAGUAAACAAAGAAAUUACAAAUAGGAAAGGCACUAAAAGCAUUAAAAUGAGACAAAUCAGAGACAUUCUAUGUAAGAUAUAAGAAAGUCAAUAAUGCAUGUAAAAAGGCAAUUAGAUUGGCUAAACUAGAAAAUGAGAAAGUGAUAGCCAAAGAGAGCAACACCAACCACCAUUUUUGUACAAAUGAAUACAUUAAUUCUGAAAUACUAAAAUAUGAAAGUGUAGGUACACUGAGAACAGGGAUAGUUGUGUUACUUAAUGAAGAUCAGGAAAAGGCAAACAUUUUAAAUACCUAUUUUCCUCAGUAUAUAUUAAGGUAGAUAAGCAAAUGAUUGCUGCAAAAACUUGCAGAAAAUUGUGAUUGGGUACUCUAGCAACUAAAGAAAGUUCAUGUAAACAAAGCUCCGUGGCCUAAUGGUAUUCACAGAUGAGUACUUAGGGAGCUAAGUGUGGAAAUAAGUGAACUUCUGUUUUAAAUCUUUCAGGAUUCUUUUCUAUCAGGAAUUGUACUGGAAGAUUGGAGGAAGGCAAAUUUCCUAUAUUCAAAAAGGAUUCAAAAUCUUUGCCUGGAAAUUAUAGACAUGUGAGCUUAAGUUCUGUCUGGGAAAUUAUGUGAAGGUUUAAUAAGGGAUAAUAAUCAGGAAUUCAUUGGGAAGAAUAUUGUUAUAUAAAAAAAAAAUCAGCAUAAUUUAUGAACAUAGGUCAUGUCAAACUAACUUGCAUUUUACAAAGAAGUAAGUAAAAGUAUAUAUCAGGGUGUUCCAGUGGAUGUGAUCUACUUAGAUUUUACCAAGGUGUCUGAGACGGUUCCAUGUAAUAGGUUAUUGUUCAAAUGAAAAGCAAUUAGUAUACAUGAAAAUUCAUGUUUUUGGGAAGAGCACUGGCUUAAAAAUAAAGUAUAGAGAGCUGUCAGUAAUAGUACAUUUUCAAGCUGGACAAAAGUGGUAAGUGGUGUCCCUCAUGGUUCUGUUCUAUUUAACAUAUUUAUAAAUGAUCUUAAAAUAGGCAUUGAAAGUCAUGUUUCAGUGUUUGCACAUGAACAAACUCUGUAAAGUAAUACAAUGUGAGCAAGAUAUUAUUGUACUGCAUAGGGAUUUAGAGAGAUUGGAAAACUAAGCAUUCCAAUUGCAGAUUAAAUUUAAUAUAGAAAAAUGCAAAGGUAUGCACUUUGGGGUAAAGCAUGCACAAUCAAUUUACACCUGAAACAGGAUUGAAUUAGGUAUAACAACACAUAAGAAGGAUUUGGGAAUUGUUAUAGACAAGAAACUAGACAAAAAUGUGCAAUGUCAAUUAGCAGUUGGUAAGCCUAGUAAGGUAUUGUCAUGUUUAAAAAGUGUCAUUAUUUCUCUGGAUGAAAAUAUAAUUUUCCCUCUUUAUAAAUAUAUGGUAAUACAACACCUUGAAUAUGCUGUGCAAUUAUGGGCACCUGUUCUAAAGAAGGAUAUUAUGGCACUAGAAAAAGUGCAGAGAUGGGCUACAAAAUUAAGGCAUGGAACAUUUUAGUUAUGAAGAAAUACAUUUAAGUCUGUUUAUUUUAUAAAAACGGCACCUCAGAGGGGAUAUCAUAGCAUUAUACAAAUAUAUUUGGGGACAAUACAAAGCAUUGUCUUGAAGUCUAUUCAUAAACAGGAUUAUACAUAGGACACAAGGCCACACAUUUAAACUGGAAGAAAGGAGAUUUCAUCUAAGGCAAAUGAAAGGGUUUUUACAAUAAGAACAAUAUGGAUGUUGAAUUCUCUGCUUGAAGAUGUGGUUUUAUCAGAGUCAGUACAGAUGUAUAAAUAGCAACUGGAUAAAUGCUUGCAGAAACAAAAUAAUCAGGAAUAUAAUUUUUAAUUUGUGGGGUAAUAGCUUAUUUAUCCAAGUAAAGAUCUGACUGCUAUUCUGGGGUCAAGAAUGAAUUUAUUCCUAGUUUGUUGCAAGAUCGCAAAGCAUUUCAAGCUGUGUCUUUUGCCUUCUUUUGGAUAAACUGCAAAAACAGAUGUGAGAAAGGCUGAACUUGAUGGACACAUGUCUCUUUCACACUGUGUAACUAUGUAAGAUAUGUCUAUAUUACCCUAACUUCCCCUCUGUAGCAGAUUUAUAUUUUAGUGUGUUAUAUAGUUGCCUGUAUGACUCUCCACAUGAUUAUGUUUUAUGUAUUGUAUUGAGUGUUCCUUAAGGAAACAUGUAUUCCUAAUGCUAGUGUCCUGCUUGUUGUUUAGGCAGUUGGCCUCACUUGUAAGGAGUUGUAAAAAAGUUGAUUUACUUAUCUUAUCUAGCCUCAACGCAGUGCUCUCUCUGUGCUUGACACACAUGCACAGAUACAGUGGCACACACAUGCACACACUGACACACAUAAACAAGCAUGCACAUACAAAUACACACACUGACGCACACACAUGCACACAUUCACAAACAGCGAACCAUAUGCACACAUAUACAUUUGACUCACCCUGACUUGGAGUCCAGCUCUCCUUUGCCAUUGGCAAGCCCCCUGACUUGCAGGGGCCCUGGUGUGGUAUAACCAGCUGCUCCACUAGUAGUACUACACCUGAGUCAGGUAUCUGCCUGGAACAAAGAAUGUGCAGAGGGAUCUAUUCCUGUGCAGGAGAAAGAGUGUGUGAAGUGGUCACCUGCCUGGGAGGCAUGGUGGAUCCUGUCGCUCCUGGAGGUGAGACAAAAGACCUAGCAGGACAGUUCUUGAUCCCAAGCUGGGGACCAGUCUACCCUGUUUUGUGACAUAUAUUUCAUAAGCAUUGCUGAAUCAAAAAUGAUUUUUAUAUGAAUUGUAAUAUGUAAAACCACAUAGUGUGUGGAGAAAAGUAUCCAUGAGAUGCAGUUGCAUGAAUUGCUCAUAGCAAAUAAAUACCUCUUUAGUUUACGCAUAUAGGGUUGGUGUUCCAGGAGCGAUAAGCCAAAUGGCAAAUGAUUUAGGCGAACUAGAAAAAUGGUCAGAGUUGUGGCAACUGACAUUUAAUGUGGAUAAGUGCAAAAUAAUGCAUCUUGGAUGUAAAAGCCCAAGGGCAGUGUACAGAAUAUUUGAUACCCUACUAACCUCAACAUCUGAGGAAAGGGAUUUAGGGGUGAUUAUUUCUGAUGAUUUAAAGGUAGGCAGACAAUGUAAUAUAGCAGCUGGAAAUGCUAGCAGAAUGCUUGGUUGUAUAGGGAGAGGUAUUAGCAGUAGAAAGGGGGAAGUGCUCAUGCCAUUGUACAGAACACUGGUGAGACCUCACUUGGAGUAUUGUACGCAGUACUGGAGACCGUAUCUUCAGAAGGAUAUUGAUACUUUAGAGAGAGUUCAGAGAAGGGCUACUAAACUGGUUCAUGGAUUGCAGGAUAAAACUUACAAGGAAAGGCUAAAGGAACUUAACAUGUAUAGCUUGGAGGAAAGACGAGACAGGGGGAUAUGAUAGAAACAUUUAAAUACAUAAGAGGAAUCAACACAGUAAAGGAGGAGACUAUAUUUAAAAGAAGAAAAACUACCACAACAAGAGGACAUAGUCUUAAAUUAGAGGGGCAAAGGUUUAAAAUAAUAUCAGGAAGUAUUAUUUUACUGAGAAGGUAGUGGAUGCAUGGAAUAGCCUUCCGGCUGAAGUGGUAGAGGUAACACAGUAAAGGAGUUUAAGCGUGCUUGGGAUAGGCAUAAGGCUAUCCUAACUAUAAGAUAAGGCCAGGGUCUAAUUAAAGUAUUUCGAAAAUUGGGCAACCAAGAUGGGCUGAAUGGUUCUUAUCUGUCGUCAUGUCACAUUCUAUAUUACGUCCUCUCUAUAUAUUGUAAAGAGAGAGCUCUCAUUUAUGGUUACAAAUUGCAAGAAUGAACAAAAUAAAACAUAGCAGUCAGGAAAAAAAACAUGAGGCCUGACAAAGACACUGUUUAGUGUUGAAACAUUGCCAGGUCAUCCACUUGGAUGUUUUGAAUAAAUUCUCUUACUGAAGUAGUGUUGCAGAGUCUUCUGUUUCGCCAUAAUUGAAUAUUGAGGGGAAAUGUCAAUGGUAUAUUGUGUGAAUGCCCUUUCACAUUACUCUAUACACAGUAAUGUGCAAAAGGGAAGAGCAAGAAUAUUAUACAGAGAAAAUAAAAAAAUAAAAUGAAAACAAUGUUUGCUCCCCACACUAUUACUAUAGGCAUUUCACCACAAUCUCAAUGUAAACUGUGAUAGAGGGAAAAAAAAGAGACGGGGAGAGGAGAAGGAAAAAAAGGUAAAAAGAGUGCAAGACAUAAAAAAAAUGGAGAGUGGGGUGUGAUGAUGUGAGUUAGGGGUUCAGUUCUCAAGAGUUUUAGGUUAAAUAUUUCAAGGAUGACUGACUUACUUUGCAUUAUCAUCAUGCUGCACUUGGAGAGCUGUCAUUGUUACUUUAAAAAAAAAAAGUGGUUUUGUUAUUUGGUUUCUGAGUGACACGCAUCAUGUACAUACCUCUCAACAUUCGGAGGUAUGUAAUCGACACAGAUGGGUGGGCCUUCUAGAGGGUGUCACCAGUGAAGCAACUUGUGUCACUGGCUACACUCAUAAUGGGCUGCCCACCCACUAAAGGGUGUGUGUCAGCAUGCUGAUAGACAGCCUCCCAAAGAACUCCCCACAUGUGGGACACCAUCUAGCGUUCUCUGAUUGGUUCUAGUGCCUGCUGCAUAGGUUUGUGCUGCCCGGUGAGAGGACAUCAGAGAGAACUAUGAAAUGGGGACUAUCCCGCUGAAAUACUGUUGGGAGCCCCGCAUCUACUUCCUCCUCUGAAAAUUAUUACUAAUCCAGGUUUAUGAAUGGCUUCUUCGACUUGGCAUUUAGUCAUCAACUGUGGAUCUGACUCACAUAGUUGACAUUUCUUAUGGUGGUUCUCCAGGCUGGAUUUGAGCACUGUUUUAAUGCAUCAUAUAAUUUUAUAUAAAACAUUAAAAUUAAAAUUGCUCACCAUUGUUAUUCCUACAUUCACAGCAAAUGUUCAGUGUAUUUGAUAUGAGCAUGGUCCAGACUAGAAAGUAUCUCAUUGGCCGAACUAUCGCCGGGGCCUGCACACUGAGGUGGCCUAUUAGGUGCCCAUGCACUUGAGGCUCUCGAUGGAUGCAUAGGGACCAUUUAACAGCAUGACUGGGCCCCUGUAGUAUCGGCAGAGCUGGGAGAAAGUGAGAGCCUGUCACUUACUCCAAAUUACAAAGGAAGCUGCAUGGGAAGGAGGGAGAGAAGGAGGCACAGUAAGCAUGGGGGGAGAGAAGCAACGAAAGCUGCUCCAGUCAGUGCCACACUACCAUCAGACUCAGCCAGCAGCAGGACAACACGGAAGCUAUAAAAGGUAUGGUAACAGGAGGGUGGCUGAAAAUAUAAAGAAUUAUGACAUAUGGUUUUAUAGACUCCAUUUUGCUAUGUUUGUUCACUAGCCUCCCAAUGCUGACAGGAGAGGCAGGACGGCAGCGCAGAAAUUGAGAAAAGCUAAGUAAACUACCAGUUUUAUUCCUUACAGGUGGGGGCAGGGGAUCUAAACGGCUACCAGGCUGCUAAUUCCUAACGCUAUAGUGUUAGAUUAAGACCGAAAUAGCAGAACUCGAAUAAUUCUCCCAGUUAGUUAUACUUCCAGUUCAGCUAUGUUGCCCUCAGUCUGAAAUGCACUUUGAAUUUAAAUUAAGUUUUUGACAAUUCCCACUUUACUAGAUAACCCUACUGGAAUAUUUUUCCCUCCCUGUGUUCUGCUACCAAUACUUGAAAAGUAAAAUGUAUCCUUGAUUAAGCCAAAAUGUAUCAACAGUAGUUAGAGGUUGGCUGUCUCUGAAACAUUGGUCCUUAACAAAGGAUGCACUAAAGGUGUUCAUAUUUGUAUGAACAAAGAAACACUGUUGUCUAUUUAUGCAGUGAUGAAGCUGUCAUCCCAGGAAUUGUUAAUGAAAGUCACCUUUGAUGUCCCCAUCAUCCUUUCUUUGUACAAUAUUGUGGACUGUCCCACAUCUGUCUAAAAGCUGCCCCCAUUCUAUCAGUGCUUGGAGCCCCCAUAGGACUUCAUUAAGAGCCGAGCGUGGGACUGAGGGAUAUGCUCUGCAAAGUACUAAUCAGGGGAUCAGAGCAAUGUUCUGCAGAGGAGAGGACUCCGAAGCAAUGCUCUGCAAAAACAAGGACCCUGAUCAAAGCACUGCAUGGAAAUGACUCAAUAAACAAUUGCUGGCACACACCAACAAUUCUGCGGGACUCCAAUAAAUAAAUCGUCUUCAUUGUCCCCUUCAGCUAUUUCCCCCCAGAAAAUUAUUUAUUUUAUUAGAUUUAACCCUUUAAUUGUCAGGAACCCCCGAUCAUCCUUCCAUUAGCCUCAUAUGUACCAGUUCUAUUGCUUGAGGUCUGUGCAGUCAUUUCUUUAUAAAAUCCUAUACCUUUCUCCCUAUGGCUGUGCAGUACGUCUCUUGGAUAUGUUCAGCUCCUAACAUUGCAGAUACUGCUGAACAUCAUCGCUAAAUUCCAGAUUGUAGUUUAUAAUCCUAAUUAUUGUCCUAUUGAAUAAACCUAUUUUUAUAAUCUCUCUGUCACUUUAAUGCAAUGCCUGCAUAUUUACCAGCUGUGCAUUUUAACUGUUUCACUGUAUCACUAUUCCUUUCUAAGAGAAUAAGGACUGCAUUCUAAUCCAUGCCUGAAUCUGAUUUACCAAACCUUCUGAAACUUUUCAUGCCUGACACUCUUUAUCUCUUUAGCUCUUAUUCUCUCUUCUUCUCUUUCUCUCUUGAAUUCUUCUUCCUUUCUCAUUUCACUUUGCCCCACCCUCACUUGCCUAAUUCUGUACACCCCUUGUCCCUGGGUAACUGAUGAAGCAGUUUCUCAAAGUGCUAGGUUAGCAAAGUUACUAAAUUGAAUUCAGUCCCUUCAGUGACUUUAAAGCAAAUGCCGCUUUUACAGGGGACUCAUGGGGGUGGGGGGACAAAUAGACUGGAACUUGUAUUUAAGGCACAAGAUAAGGGAUUAGUUUAAAAAUAUAAUAAUAAUAAUAAUAAUAAUAAUAAUAUAUAUAUAUAUAUAUAUAAACAAAGCAAAAAAUGAGAGCACUCCAUGGAUUUGGUAAAUCAAAUUACUGUAUUCAAAUAGCACAAAAAAAAUCGACGUUUCGACCGUCUAGCGGUCUUUAUCAAGAUGCUGUCAUAUACAAAAACCUCAAAUAUAUACAUAAACGCUUGUUAAACUUACCCAAUCACCAAGUGCUCCCUGUGUGUCCAAUCUGCCAUAUGAGUGAAGCCGCAAAUUGUUAUGUUAAUUGCCGUAAAGUGACGUGUGGUGAAAUCACCAUGUGUUGCCUAGAGACGGCACAGCUGUUUAAAAACCAAAUGUCGGCAGAGAUUUAAAAUCAAUACGGAGGAUAAAUAAAAUUAUAUGUUGCAUAUGUGUUUUCAUAAAUGUCUAAGCAACUGCCUAACUGAUCGUAGGAUACUAGAGUGAGCCAGGAAUGGCUAGAAACGAUUGCUCAUAUAGGGACUCAGUUAGAAAGACUGGUGUAUUGGUAACUGUGGACCUGUGUAGCCUAAUAGAGCUAACUCAAAUACUCCUAACUCCUUAUUAAAUUGGGAACCCUAGCUGGGAAAGCCAUGUGUGUUGCCAAAUCACAAACCUAAACAAUAAGAACAGGCAUCAAUUACAGAAAACAGGCUGGCUUAGCAUAAUGUGAGUUGUCAGUAUAUAACAGAGAGUGUGUGUGAUGUUGACCCUUUAUCUACUGGGGUCCAUUUAUAGUGUAGAGUGAUCAGCAUGUGUGUGAUGAAAUAAAUAAACACAGGGAAUAUUAAAUGGUGAGUGACAAAUCAGUAUGUGUGAAUUCCAAACUAGUAAAAAAUAAAGCAAGAAUGGGAAAAUCCUGUACUAAAUCAAUCUACGGUAUGUAUGUGAGACACUGUAGAAAAAAGUGUGUGUGUGCUACUAAGAUCAUUCUCCGGUGUGUGUGUGAAAUGAUGUAGUAAAAAAUGUGAGUAUACUGCCUGACCUCUAGAAAUGAGACAAUCAAUGAAGAGUGAAAAAGACUGUGCAGCUGAAACAUGCACUAAAAGUGUAAUGAGCCCUCGUGAAUAAUGAGAAUGCACUGUCAGAAAGGUAAGAAUGCAAUAAAAAAAAAAUAUAUAUAUAUAUAUAAAUAAAUAAAUAAAUAAAUAAAAUGAAAUAAAAAAUAUAUACAAAAUACAAUAAAAUAAAAAUAAAUAUCAAAAUAAAUAAAAAACAUAUAAUAAAAAUAAAAAUAACAAAAAAUAAAAAUAAAAAUAGUAAAAAUAAACAAUAAAGAGAAAAUAAACAAUAAAAAAUGUAACAGUGAUCCUACUAACUAUAUGCCAGUGCAGCCUCCAAGAUCGGCAUGCUAGGUAAUGGAAAAGAGAAAAAUUAGGUAAAAGGAGAGAGGGUCCUACUAUAAGAACCUUAUAUCACUGGGUAUUUAUCAAAAAGCCAAAAGUGCCUAGAUGUAUGUACUAUCCCCAAUCACCAAUUGGAAGUCCACAACCCUUUCUUGCAGCUCUGUAUUGUAACUCCCACCGGCAGGAAAUCAGAUGGAAAUAAUUCACAAUGUCCUCUUUAUUAUGGGAUGGUCAUUAAAUCUUGAGUCAAAAUCUCGCAUCCAAGUCAUUUACUGCUCAGCGAUAUCAACGGAUAUCCAAAAAACAACUAAAUGAGUUGUAUUCGUUUAAUCCUUUCGGUUGGACCGUAUCCAGAUGUGUGAUCCAAAAGGUUUCCCUUUGUAAAAGUAACUUUGAUCUGUCGCCUCCGUGGGAUGUGGUCUAUCAUAAUGAACUUAAGCGUGGGUAAAUGGUGUUGGAAAUCUAGGAAGUGUUUUGCCACAGGUUUAUCAGUCUUCCCAUCCCGGUACGCCGUCAUGAUUCCUGAUCUGUGACCACGAAUACGGUCCCUUACUGUAAGGUCUGUUUUACCCACAUAAUAUUUCCCACAUGGGCAUGAAAUGAGGUAUACUACAUGGUCACUCAUGCAGGUUAGUCGAUGUUUGAUCUGGAUUCUUUUGCCUGUGUGGGGAUGUGCAAAGGAAGAGCCUGUCAGCAUGUGUCCACAGGUGACGCAACCUGAACACUUGAAACAGCCUUUCUUGGUAUGCAAUGUUCGUGUAUUAUAUUGGCUCGGUAUAUCUGUUUUUACUAAAAUGUCCUUCAAGUUUCAGUUGCGUGAAUAUGCGACCCUUGGUUUCUGUAAAAAAAACGGAUUAAGUGUUCUGUCGCUGGAUAAGAUGUCCCAUCUCCCUUUAAUCCUGUGGGAAAAUCUCUGGCUCUCCGUGUGGUAUGAUAAAGGGAUCGUAAUUCUGGGCAGAUUUUGAAGUUGUUUAGUAGAUAUGCCCCUGUAUAUAUUUUCUGCUUUUAUUUUACAUUCUUGGAGCACUUUAUAUGUGUAUCCUCGUUCCACAAAGGAUCUGGUCAUGUCCUCUAGUUGAGUUUUACAUGUGCUUUCCUCCGAGUUAUUCCUGUACACUCUUAAGUAUUGCGAAAUAGGUAAAGACUCCUUUAGGGCUUUGGGAUGAGCGCUGUUGGCGUGUAGCAGCGUGUUGCGGUCUGAGGGUUUUCUAAAUAAUCGAUGUCCAAUGUUUCGAUCCUUCCGGAAUAUCUCCACAUCCAAGAAUUGGAUUUUAUCUGGGCUGUACGUCAAAGUAAAUUUAAUGGUGGAGUUUAAAUUGUUCAGUUCUUCAAUCAUCUUCUCCAAUUCUGUUGCCGUGCCUUGCCAUAAAAUAAAGAUGUCGUCCACAAACCUGUGAUACUGUAUUAUUGCAACAUAUAAUUUUAUUUAUCCUCCGUAUUGAUUUUAAAUCUCUGCCGACAUUUGGUUUUUAAACAGCUUUGCCGUCUCUAGGCAACACAUGAUGAUUUCACCACACGUCACUUUACGGCAAUUAACAUAACGAUCCACAAUUUGCGGCUUCACUCAUAUGGCAGAUUGGACACACAGGGAGCACUUGGUGAUUGGGUAAGUUUAACAAGCGCUUAUGUAUAUAUUUGAGGUUUUUGUAUAUGACAGCAUCUUGAUAAAGACCGCUAGACGGUCGAAACGUCGAUUUUUUUUAUUUUUUUUUGUGCUAUUUGAAUACAGUAAUUUGAUUUACCAAAUCCAUGGAGUGCUCUCAUUUUUUGCUUUGUUUAUAGUAUUUUGCACAGAGAAGCACCUGGUAUGUAUUAUUAUUUGGGAAGAGUGCCAGAAAUUGUAUAGUUUCUAGAUAUUGAGUGUGUUGUGCCACACUUUCUGAGCACCUCCAGCUGAAAAAUAUCUUUUGUUAAAUUUACACCUUUGGAGUGUGACCUAGCUAUCAAGUAUUAAUAUGGAGGAUUUUUUGUUGAGGGCUGGAGCCCUAGCUGACACAGCUGAGACCAUUCAAAUUACAGCGCAAGAAGCUGAAAGCAUACUUUGGCCUAACACCACCGCGGAUCUUACCCACACGGAUUCCAUUAAGGAUCUGUACAAUGAUCUUAUGAAGUUAAAAAGACGAGAAGUAGACUUAGAUCUGCAUGGAAUUUUUAUCUCAGAUUAUUACCGAGCAAAACGGAUUCCAAGAGGUUUCAGGGUAAGAAACUCUCCCACUAUUGGGAGACAAAAUCCCGAGUUUUGGAAAAAAUGGAUUGGCAUAGCCAAUAAAUGCUCGCUUGACUGGAUGAUUAUAGUGGUAGAGGAGGUAAAAAACUAAUUAGUUUUUACCAAGGAGUCUAUUAACAAGUUUGAAAUGUCGCAUGUUACAACGUUAAACGCAACCACAUCCACCCAAUAUAUGGUGAAAUUACAGGACGAAAUCAUGCGAUAUAGAAAUGAUCUCAUAAGAUUCAAAAAACAAAAAGUGGAAAAAGUGAAUUUCGACUAUACCCACCAUCAGGUAUACCAUUGGAUUAGUGGAGAAAGACAUAGACUACCAUUCCAACGUAACAGACAACGAACACGCAAGCCUCAAUUCUUAUCCAUUGACACGAGCUCAGCAGACUCCACUUCGGAAACAGACACCAGAACUACCUCAAGCCAAGGAGGGCUCAUCAGAGAUACACAACAAACCCAAUCAUCAACUUUUUUAGGGCUGGAACGACACACAAACGAUCCCCCUGGCAAAUAUCAACGCACAAGGAGAGGUUCAAAAGACGCAGAUUUAUCAGAAGAGGACAGAGGAACAAGAUCUAUAAAUACCAGAUCCAAACCACCAACCAGAAGGACAUAAAUCCAGUCUUCAACCUAUCUUCCAAGACGCUGACCAAUGCCCACAAUCAAGUACUAUCCAAAGGACUUACAUUCGUUCCGACGGCCAAACCAGACGCAUUUAAAACCGGGGUUGAAUUGUUCAAAAUGAACAGAAUUUUAAAUAUGCAAGCUACUCGUGAUACCAUGACAGUAAGACCAUCCUCAUCAUUCAAACUCAAAAGCGUUUGGGAACCUAAAUACACACAUCAUGCCAUCAAAACCUUCUCCACUAUUUUGAAAACUGACAUGGACAUCAUUCUUGCACAACAACAGAAGAAACCGGAUAAUUUAACCCAGGCAGAAAGAACUGCUCUCAGAGAUUUGAGCAGGGAUGAUCAACUUGUGAUUCGAGCAGCAGAUAAAGGGGGAGCAAUAGUCCUACAGGACUAUACGGACUACAGGGAAGAAAUUUUAACCCAAUUAUCUGAUACCCAGACAUACAGAAAGCUAACCUCUGACCCCACGAGCAAGAUCAGCACCAAAAUACAGGAGUGGAUAACAUUGGGAACAGCAGCAAAUUGGCUGGAUCACAGCACAGCGGAAUAUUUGCUCAAUACACAUCCGAAAAUUCCGAUCCUUUACACACUCCCUAAGAUACACAAGGACGCAAAGAAACCACCUGGGAGACCAAUUGUAUCCGCUCCAGGAGGUUUACUGGAACCCAUAGCUAAAUACGUGGAUUUUUAUUGUAAGUCCACAGUCUCCAGAUUAUCCACAUGCCUAAGGGAUACCCAAGACUUCCUUAAUAAAAUCACCAGCUGUGAAUUAAACGACACACAGUACAUCUUCGCCACGGCAGAUGUAAAAAAUUUGUACACGGUGAUUCCUCACAAUAUGGGGAUGGAUGCGAUGCGAACACUGCUAUUACAAUCAGAUGUCUAUGAAGGUCCCCCCAUUGAAUUUUUGUUAGAAGGAUUACUACUUACAUUGACAAACAAUUAUUUUCGUUUUGAAAAGAAUUUCUACAUUCAAGAGAUGGGAACUGCGAUGGGAUCGGCAAUAGCUCCAACAUAUGCGAAUAGUUUUAUGUAUGCAUAUGAGAGCAGACACAUUCUGUCCACAUAUAAGGAACAUUUGAUACAGUAUCACAGGUUUGUGGACGACAUCUUUAUUUUAUGGCAAGGCACGGCAACAGAAUUGGAGAAGAUGAUUGAAGAACUGAACAAUUUAAACUCCACCAUUAAAUUUACUUUGACGUACAGCCCAGAUAAAAUCCAAUUCUUGGAUGUGGAGAUAUUCCGGAAGGAUCGAAACAUUGGACAUCGAUUAUUUAGAAAACCCUCAGACCGCAACACGCUGCUACACGCCAACAGCGCUCAUCCCAAAGCCCUAAAGGAGUCUUUACCUAUUUCGCAAUACUUAAGAGUGUACAGGAAUAACUCGGAGGAAAGCACAUGUAAAACUCAACUAGAGGACAUGACCAGAUCCUUUGUGGAACGAGGAUACACAUAUAAAGUGCUCCAAGAAUGUCAAAUAAAAGCAGAAAAUAUAUACAGGGGCAUAUCUACUAAACAACUUCAAAAUCUGCCCAGAAUUACGAUCCCUUUAUCAUACCACACGGAGAGCCAGAGAUUUUCCCACAGGAUUAAAGGGAGAUGGGACAUCUUAUCCAGCGACAGAACACUUAAUCCGUUUUUUUUUUACAGAAACCAAGGGUCGCAUAUUCACGCAACAGAAACUUGAAGGACAUUUUAGUAAAAACAGAUAUACCGAGCCAAUAUAAUACACGAACAUUGCAUACCAAGAAAGGCUGUUUCAAGUGUUCAGGUUGCGUCACCUGUGGACACAUGCUGACAGGCUCUUCCUUUGCACAUCCCCACACAGGCAAAAGAAUCCAGAUCAAACAUCGACUAACCUGCAUGAGUGACCAUGUAGUAUACCUCAUUUCAUGCCCAUGUGGGAAAUAUUAUGUGGGUAAAACAGACCUUACAGUAAGGGACCGUAUUCGUGGUCACAGAUCAGGAAUCAUGACGGCGUACCGGGAUGGGAAGACUGAUAAACCUGUGGCAAAACACUUCCUAGAUUUCCAACACCAUUUACCCACGCUUAAGUUCAUUAUGAUAGACCACAUCCCACCGCUCACAAGAGGAGGCGACAGAUCAAAGUUACUUUUACAAAGGGAAACCUUUUGGAUUACACAUCUGGAUACGGUCCAACCGAAAGGAUUAAACGAAUACAACUCAUUUAGUUGUUUUUUGGAUAUCCGUUGAUAUCGCUGAGCAGUAAAUGACUUGGAUGCGAGAUUUUGACUCAGGAUUUAAUGACCAUCCCAUAAUAAAGAGGACAUUGUGAAUUAUUUCCAUCUGAUUUCCUGCCGGUGGGAGUUACAAUACAGAGCUGCAAGAAAGGGUUGUGGACUUCCAAUUGGUGAUUGGGGAUAGUACAUACAUCUAGGCACUUUUGGCUUUUUGAUAAAUACCCAGUGAUAUAAGGUUCUUAUAGUAGGACCCUCUCUCCUUUUACCUAAUUUUUCUCUUUUCCAUUACCUAGCAUGCCGAUCUUGGAGGCUGCACUGGCAUAUAGUUAGUAGGAUCACUGUUACAUUUUUUAUUGUUUAUUUUCUCUUUAUUGUUUAUUUUUACUAUUUUUAUUUUUAUUUUUUGCUAUUUUUAUUUUUAUUUUUAUUAUAUGUUUUUUAUUUUUUUAUUUAUUUUGAUAUUUAUUUUUAUUUUAUUGUAUUUUGUAUAUAUUUUUUAUUUCAUUUUAUUUAUUUAUUUAUUUAUAUAUAUAUAUAUAUAUUUUUUUUAUUUUUUUUUAUUGCAUUCUUACCUUUCUGACAGUGCAUUCUCAUUAUUCACGAGGGCUCAUUACACUUUUAGUGCAUGUUUCAGCUGCACAGUCUUUUUCACUCUUCAUUGAUUGUCUCAUUUCUAGAGGUCAGGCAGUAUACUCACAUUUUUUACUACAUCAUUUCACACACACACACACCGGAGAAUGAUCUUAGUAGCACACACACACUCUUUUCUACAGUGUCUCACAUACAUACCGUAGAUUGAUUUAGUACAGGAUUUUCCCAUUCUUGCUUUAUUUUUUACUAGUUUGGAAUUCACACAUACUGAUUUGUCACUCACCAUUUAAUAUUCCCUGUGUUUAUUUAUUUCAUCACACACAUGCUGAUCACUCUACACUAUAAAUGGACCCCAGUAGAUAAAGGGUCAACAUCACACACACUCUCUGUUAUAUACUGACAACUCACAUUAUGCUAAGCCAGCCUGUUUUCUGUAAUUGAUGCCUGUUCUUAUUGUUUAGGUUUGUGAUUUGGCAACACACAUGGCUUUCCCAGCUAGGGUUCCCAAUUUAAUAAGGAGUUAGGAGUAUUUGAGUUAGCUCUAUUAGGCUACACAGGUCCACAGUUACCAAUACACCAGUCUUUCUAACUGAGUCCCUAUAUGAGCAAUCGUUUCUAGCCAUUCCUGGCUCACUCUAGUAUCCUACGAUCAGUUAGGCAGUUGCUUAGACAUUUAUGAAAACACAUAUGCAACAUAUAAUUUUAUUUAUCCUCCGUAUUGAUUUUAAAUCUCUGCCGACAUUUGGUUUUUAAACAGCUUUGCCGUCUCUAGGCAACACAUGAUGAUUUCACCACACGUCACUUUACGGCAAUUAACAUAACGAUCCACAAUUUGCGGCUUCACUCAUAUGGCAGAUUGGACACACAGGGAGCACUUGGUGAUUGGGUAAGUUUAACAAGCGUUUAUGUAUAUAUUUGAGGUUUUUGUAUAUGACAGCAUCUUGAUAAAGACCGCUAGACGGUCGAAACGUCGAUUUUUUUUGUGUGCUAUUUGAAUACAGUAAUUUGAUUUACCAAAUCCAUGGAGUGCUCUCAUUUUUUGCUUUGUUUAUAGUAUUUUGCACAGAGAAGCACCUGGUAUGUAUUAUUAUUUGGGAAGAGUGCCAGAAAUUGUAUAGUUUCUAUAUAUAUAUAUAUAUAUAUAUAUAUAUAUAUAUAUAUAUAUAUAUACACACACAUACAGUACAGUAAAACUUACUCACUGACCAAAUAACAACUUCAAAGCUCACAAAAUGUAAUCUUGACAUCUGACUUAAAAAGUAUGGGGGUUUAGUUACGGUAUAUAUUAAUACAUUGCAUAAUCCUGCCACAACGUCAAUAUACCCCAUUAUGGAAGGCCCUAUCCUAGCAACGUAAUGCUCGCUUUUAUGAGAUUAAUCCACUUACUUGGAAAAAAUCCUUCCUCCUGGAACUCUCUGCAGGUCAAGGUUAAAUAGGCAGGGCCGGAUUGGCCCACUGGGAUACCGGGAAAUUUCCCGGUGGGCCAGCAUACUAGCAAGCCGGUGGGUACGGUGCAAUUACAGGGUGAGCUUCUAUUCCCCUACCUGGUCUGACAUUAAGUGCUCCUGUCAGAUCGGGUACAGUGAGCAGGAGCUCCACCACCACAGUCUGCCUGCUUGGCCACGCUACAGCAAGGUACAGGGAGAGGCGGGGGGUUGGGGGAGGAACUAAUGGGACACAGGGAGAGCUGGGGGGGAAACUAAUGGGACACAGGGAGAGCUGGGGGAGGACUAUUGGGACACAGGGAGAGCUGGGAGGACCAUUGGGACACAGGAGAGCUGGGAACUAAUGGGACACAGGGAGAGCUGAGGGGGAAACCAAUGGGACACAGGGAAAGCUUGGGGACCACUGGACACAGGGAGAGCUGGGAAGCAAAUGGACACAGAGAGCUGGGGGAACUAAUGGGACACAGGGAGAGCUGAGGGGGAACUAAUGGGACACAGGGAAAGCUGGGGUGACUAAUUGGACACAGGAGAGCUGGGGGAAGCAAAUGGGACACAGGAGAGCUGGGGGGGGACUAAUGGGACACCGGGAGAGGGGGAUGACUAAUGGGACACAGGGAGAGCUGGGCAAAGGGACUAAUGGGUCACGGAGAGAGCUGGGAGGGGGAUAUAAGAACACAUGGAGGGCUGGGAAGGGGGUAUAAGGACACAUGGAGGGCUGGGAGGGGGGUAUAUGGACACAUGGAGGGCUGAGGGGAGAACUAAUGGGACACAUGGAGGGCUGGGUAGAGGGUAUAGGCACACAUGAAGGGCUGGGGGGUAUAGGGACACAUAGAGGGCUGAGAGGGGGCUAAUGGGACACAUGGGGGCUGGGAGUGGGCUAUAGGGACACAUGGAGGGCUAGGAGGGAGGGCUAAUAUGACACAUGGAGGGCUGGGGGGCUAAUGUGACACAAAGGGGGGCUCAUGGGACACAUGGGGGUGCUACUGAGACACAUAGAAGGCUUAUCAAUAAACUGCAAUCUCUAAGUUUGGAUUCCAAUAUUGUUGAAUGGGUGAGGCAGUGGCUGAAUGACAGGCAACAGAGGGUUGUAGUCAAUGGAGUAUAUUCAAAGCAUAUUCUUGUCACCAGUGGGGUACCUCAGGGAUCUUUACUUGGACCCAUUAUCUUUAAUAUUUUUAUUAGUGAUAUUGCAGAAGGUCUUGAUGGUAAGGUAUGUCUUUUUGCUGAUAAAAAUAAGAUAUGUGACAGAGUGUUCCAGGAGGGAUAAGCCAAAUGGCAAAUGAUUUAGGUAAACAAGAAAAAUGGUCAGAGCUGUGGCAACUGAUAUUUAAUGUGGAUAAGUGCAAGAUAAUGAAAGGAGAGAAUGAGACACACAGAGGAGCUGUGGGGAAAGAUACACAUAGAGGUGCUGGGGCCUGGGAAAGAAACUCACAUAAGGGCUGGGGAAAGACAGAAAAGACAAUGGGGUGGGGCUAAGAGACACAUGAAACGGGCUUGGGGGAGAAAGACACAAACAAAAUGUAUCUUCACUUGUGUCUCCUGCUCUCCCUGUAACUCAGAAUCGACCAGAGAGAGAAAGAUGUUGUAUUAAAGGGACACUAUUGUCAUCAGAACUACUACAGUUUAAUAUAGUGGUUCUGGUGUUUAUAGCCUGUCCCUGUAGGCUGAGCAUUGUAAAUUCUACCUUUUCAGAGAAAAUGCAGUGUCUACAUUGAUGCCUAGGCGCAUCUCUAGUAACAGUCACUCAAACGGCCACUAGAGCUGCUUCUUAGUCCAGUGCUGCACAUUCUGCAUGGAGGCGUUGAUCGCUCCCCAUAGAGAUGCAUUGAUGCAAUGCAUCUCUAUGAGGAGAUGCUGAUUGGUGUGGUAAAGCACAGCAUUUUGCCACAUAUGCGCAAUAGCCCCCAAAUGCUUUCCUAUGGAAAUUGAAUUGGCAUUGACUGAACUUUAUCCAGUUGUCAGACAAAGUGAAGAGUACACUCUUAUUACUUAAAAAAAACAACAACAAGAUAACAUCAGUUUAUUUACUGCUGUGCAAUAGCAUACAUUCACAAUUUCAGUCCAAAUGACCAAGCUUUUCUUAAUAUAUCAAGAAAAUGGACUGAAACAUUGAUUAUAUGCGAAUGCAGUCUGCUUACAAUAAAUCCGCUCUUUUGUUUAUUUUGAAGCCCUAUGAGUGCUUUCUUUCACGUUUGAGUGAUAGUUUUCAGUUUUAAGGUUGUUUUUUUUCCCUGCUUCCAUAUCUGCACACUAUGCUGGCGCAAUGCAUUAUGGGGCUAGUAUCAAAUUUUUUUCCAGGGCUACUUUUCAUUCCCAGCCCGGCCCUGUAAAUAGGACCCUGGUAUGAGGCACUUGUGACAAGGAGGGGUGCAAAAUUGGAGAGUUGGCCUGGUAGUGGUUUCAUAUGUAUAUACAUAUAUAUAUAUAUAUAUAAAUUUAUUUUUCAAAAAUGUUUUAACAGAAAAAUGUCUGGAGGUGUCUUACAUUUUCUUGCAUGUCCAGGGAAACCAAGGUGAUAUUAAUGUCACCAGGAGAAAUAUUACUAUUUGGGCCUGUUGGCUUAGGUGCAGAGUGAGGAGAAGUAGGUAGGCAUAAUGGAGCCUGUGCCAUGGACUGCUUAGGGAUGGGCUUUGAGCAGAGUUACAGGGACAAAAGAAAGUAUUCACAUGUUUUAUACUGGAUUCUUAUACUGAACAUGCACUGUGUGUUUUAACCUGUCAUAUAAUGUCCCCUGUGCAGGCAGAGCUGUAGUUACCUGUGGCAUCAUAACUGUGAGGGAAAAAUAAGCAGACAUAGGCAAGAUUGAAGUGUACUCUUCACAAGACUGAAGCCCAGCUUUCAACCUACCUAUGAUGUUCUACAUUUAGAUUGCUCUAUUUCAGACACUUUCCAGAAAAUGUUCUAUUCACAAAGGAGUGUAAAUAAUAGCUGUACUCAUUAUCACAGCUAUAUAUUGUUUUUGUAGGGGAGUGAAAGAAAAUGCUGGGUAAGAGAGAAAUAAAUAAAGGUAGCUGGGGGAUUAAAGGAAAGUUCAGCAAGCAAGAGACUGCAGAAUGGAGAAAGGAAACUGGUGACUAGUGGAGAACUACAGCUUGGGGGGGAAUUAAAAAAAUGCUGGAUGGGAAAUGAUCUGAAACUCUUAAAGGUUUUAAACAUAGUAAGAAUUUAUUAUGAGUGGUCUGCACAAUAUUAACAAUUUAUUAUGAGUGGUCUGCUAAGUGGGCCCCUCAAUAGAAAAUGCAGGGUAAUCAGUGCUGGCCCAAGACAUUGUGCUGCCUGGGUCCAAUAAUUAAAUGCACCCGCCCCAAUGAUGCAGUGUGUGUAGGGAAUGUAUUUUGUGUACUGGUGAGCCAGUGUGUCUAGGGAUGCAUUCCAUGUGUGAGUGCUUUAGGAUACAGUGUCUGUGUGUGCUGGGGAUGUAGUGUUUGUAUCUGUUUGUACCGGACAUGUAGGGUAUUUGUCCUGGGGAUGCAGUGUGUGUGUGCUCAAGAAGCAAUGUGGGUGCUAGGGAUGAAGUGUAUGUUUAUGUAUGUGCUGGAGAUGAAGUUUGUCAGUGUGCGUGCCGGGGAUGCAGUUUAUUUGUGUAUGCUGGGGAUGAAGUGUGUGUCUGUGUGUGCCUGGGAUUGGCUUCCUAUGUGCAGCACACUGUGUGUACACUGCAGCAAAUCAUGACAUUUGUACUUACUGUAUCUGUGGCACGGUGGUGUGACUUCUGCCUGGAGUCUGGAGUGAUUCCUAGCAGCUCUGCUCCUCAUGCUCCCAUAGCUGAAGGUCCAGUAUUGACUCCUGCCCUGCUCCUGGCUGUCGACUCCUGCAUCAAGGAGCUGUAUGCAUUGCCCCUUGUGCUGCCCUGUAGGUGGCCAGCAUGCAGAUAGCUAAACACUGAGAGGGAUUAUUCUGCAAUUUCUCCAACAGCUAAGCCCACUUAUAGCCCUGCCAGGAAUUAUAUAAGUAAAGCAAACCACUGAAGUCCACACAGUGUCACUUACACACUCUCACUAACACACACUCUCUCACUGACACAAUCUAACUAACACACACACUCUUUCAAUGACAUACACACAGUGCUGCCUGGGUCCAAUAAUUAAAUGCUUACACACUCUCACUAACACACACUGUCACUUACACACAUGAGCUGCCCGGACCCCACACAGAAGCAGGCAGCUUACCAGGAAACCUCCAAAACUGCUUUUGGAUUAUGACAUGGGUGGCAAAAAUGCCACCCGUGUCAGAAUGCCCGCUGGACACGCCUGCCCUGAGGGGGACAGUAGGCAGCAGCAACCUUACAUCCUGAUUUAGUAGCAAAAGGCAUAGAGCAUGCAAAAGUUGAGUAUGCAUUAUUUACAGUUUUAAAAGACAACUGCAAUUUCUCCUUCACACUUUCCUUGUAAUUCUCACUCAACAGACAUGGGACACAAAAAGCACAGAAUCCUUCCAGGGACUUUUCUGAGUACCAAACUACACACAAAAAUAGUGGGAGCUCUCAGAAUCCUUCCCGGGACUUUUCUGAGUACCAAACUACACACAAAAAUAGUGGGACCUCUACACACCAUCUCCUACUGCUCAGAGCUGUAUGAACAUUUGCCAGAGGACUCAUUUGUUAUAAUUCUCACUGACCCCAACAAUAUGUAGAUUUUAUCUUGACUGCUUUAUUUGCCAGAGAACCCACUAGGCCCAGCAAGUGUGCCAUUGUAUACAACUCAUAUCAUGGCAAAUUGUUCAUUGUUACUGCCCUGCACUAUACAGAACCACCAUGGUCCACAAAACAUACUAACUAACUACAAUGCAGUGAAAAGCUAAAAUGACUCUAUUUGUACAGAAAAGUCAUAGACAAAUCAUUCCAACAUCUCGUAUGUUAAUGUGUAUUGCUCACAAAUUUAAACCCUAAUUUACAUAAAGUCUAUGUUAUGUCAGUAUGGACUUAAAAAAACACAGGGAAUCAGGGCCAUCUUUAAUAUUGAUUGGACCCUGGGCAAAACAUUUGCUUGGGCCCCCUGGACCAUGUACACCCUCCCCAGGCGUGCAAACACGUUAUCACCCUUAACGCAGUGGCUACCUAAAGUAGAGAGGUGCAAUAAUUUUUUUUUGGGCCUCCCUAUUGCAAGGAUGUUUAAAAGGUAGAUCCCCAUCUGUUGUGCAACUCCAGCAAUGCCUUGACAGCUGGGGCUCUACCAUUUAUCCAUAUUUGCAGGUUUGUAUUUAGCACUAAGCUGGUUUUGUGUGUUUCAAUGUAAACAGGUUUUUGUAUGGAAUAUGUUUGUAUGUGGCAUUGGCGUUUGAAUGUAAGCAUGUAUUUAUGUGUAGUGUUGGUUUUUGAAUGCAGGGGUGUGUAUACAUAUAAUGUUGGUGUUUAACACAGACGUGUAUUUGUAUGUUGUGCUGAAGCUUGAAUGCAGGGGUGUAUUUGUGUGUAGUGUUAGCGUGUGAAUGUUGAGAUGUAUGCACAUAUACACAAACACACAGGUAGAUAUGCACACAACCUGACACACAAAUACACACCCUGACACACAUACUAAUAACAUAACAUACAGAUACACUGAAACACACAAAGACAACGUACAGAUACACACUGACACACAUACAGACACACCGAUACACAUCCUGACAUACACAAAGAUACAAACACUGACACACAUGCAGUUACACAGACACACAUAUACACACCUGACACACUUGCAGAUACACACACAUAUAUACACACUGACAAACACACAGAUACAAAAAAUGACAACAUAUAGAUACACACAGAUAUACAAAGUGACACACAAACAUACACUGAUAGACAUACUUACACAGACACAUAAACUGACAGACAUACUGACACAUAGACAGACAGAUAUAUACUGAGACACACACAGACAUACUGACACACUGACAGACAUGCUGACAUUCACCAACACACACACCGACAUACAGACAAAAAGAGUCAAACUGAUACAGACAUGUACACACCGACAUACAGACAUGCACACACUGACAUACAUAUGGACACACAGAGACACAUACACUAACAGACAUGCUGACACACACACACACAUAUACUGACAGACAUAUUGACACACAUUCACAGACACACACACAGGCAUACUGACACACACACGCACAGACAUACUGACACAUACACUGACAGACAUACUAACACACACACGCACUGACAGACAUACUGACACACGCACUGACAGACAUACUGACACACGCACUGACAGACAUACUGACACACGCACUGACAGUCAUACUGACACACAUACUGACAGACAUACUGACACACGCACUGACAGUCAUACUGACACACGCACUGACAGUCAUACUGACACACGCACUGACACACGCACUGACACACGCACUGACACACGCACUGACACACGCACUGACACACAUACUGACACACGCACUGACAGACAUACUGACACACACACUGACAGACAUACUGACACACACACUGACAGUCAUACUGACACACACACUGACAGUCAUACUGACACACACACUGACAUACUGACACACACACUGACAGACAUACUGACACACGCACUGACACACACACUGACAGACAUACUGACACACGCACAGACAUACUGACACACACACUGACACACACACUGACAGACACACUGACAGACACACUGACAGACAUGCAAAAUUUACACUAUUAAACCCACCCUUUCUACGUUGGAGGGUGACUUUCCUACCAGUGGCUGAAGCUGCUGGGAGUUGGGGUCUGGCUAGCUCGGCCCAGACCCCCACUGCUCUGCCUCUUCCUCCUCCCGCGCGCUCCUCUCUCUAUGGGAGGAAGUGACGUGCAGCCGUCACUUCCUCCUAGCCGGCUGCCGAAAAGCAAGAGGGCCUGGUCGCGCUCUUAAAGCGCCAGAGCGCAAGACCGGGCCCCUGCUGACAGAAGCCCACCGGGUGCGUAGCUGCACCGGCAGUUGGGAAAAAUGCUUGAGGUCAGCGGGGCCCACGGUGCAGCUGCUUCGGGCCCCCAAGAGUAACUGGGCCCGGGGCAGCUGCCCCGUUUGCCCCGCGGUAAAGACGGCCCUGCAGGGAAUGAAAAGUACUUUUAGUACUAAGCCUUAAUCUAGCUGUUAAUUUUUACAUUUUUCCAUGUUGAGACAGUGAUGUAUUUGCAUAAAUAUUAGAGUAGCUAGAACAUAUUUGUAAUCCUUAUGGUACAUGACUACCUUGGUCGUUAAUAGUCUAGGAAAUCUGCAUUUUGUAGCAAAUUGGGUCUGGCCACUAGUGCAUUACUAUAUGUGUUUUUCUGGUCACUUGCUCUAUUCUAAUUAGCCUUGUGAUGCUUUCACCUAGUCAGAAUAUUAUUAUUAUUAUUAUGUUAUUAUUUAUAUAGCGCCAUCAAAUUCCGCAGUGCUUUACACUGGGUGGACGAACAAACAUGUAGUUGUAACCAGACAAGUUGGACACACAGGAACAGAGGGGUUGAGGGCCCUGCUCAAUGAGCUUACAUGCUAGAGGGAGUGGGGUAAAAUGACACAAAAAGGUAAGGACAGUAUUAGACUAGUGACAGUUGCAGAAGAGGAAUCAGUGAGGAGCUAUUAACAGUUUAAUUGAUACGCUUUUAUGAAAAAGUGGGUUUUUGAAGUAGUGGAGACUGGGUGAGCAUCUAACGGAGGAGGGAAGCGAGUUCCACAGGAACGGUGCAGCCCUCGAGAAAUCGAGAAAUCUUGAAGGCGAGCAUCAAAGGUGGGAGUACGGACAGAAGAUAGACGUAAUUCUUCAGCAGAUCGUAAGGGCUUAGACGGGACAUACUUGUGUAUAAGGGAGGAUAGAUAUGUGGGAGCAGCAUUAUGUAGAGAUUUGAAAGCAAGAACCAGAAUUUUAAAUUGAGCUCUUUAUUUUAUAGGAAGCCAAUGUAGGGACUGACAGAAAGGUGAGGCAUGGGAGGUGCGGGCGGACAGGAGGAUGAACCUUGCCGCCGCAUUCAUUAUGGACUCUAACAGCGCAAGAGAAGCAGAUUACAGUAGUCAAGGCGAGAAAGGACAGUGGAAUGGACCAACACCUUAGUCGCAUCUGGCGUUAAGUAAGGGCAGAUGCGCGCAAUGACAGCAUUUGGCGAUAGAUUGAACAUGAGGCUUGAAGGAGAGGUCGGAGUCAAAAAGAACACCUUGGCAGCGAGCCUGCAUGGUGGAGCUGAUGGUAGCACCGUUGACUUGGAGGGAGACAGACACAGGAGUAACAACACUUGAGGGAGGAAAGACCAGAAUUUCAGUUUUGGUCAAGUUUAGUUUAAGGAAGUGGGCAGCCAUCCAGUUAGAAAUAGCAGAGAGGCAGUCAGAUACACUAGUCAAGAGGGACGGGGAGAGAUCAGGAGAGGACAGGUAGAUUUCCAUGUCAUCUGCAUAGAAAUGAUAUUGGAAGCCAAAGGAGCUAAUGAGUUUACCAAGGGAGGCAGUAUAGAUGGAGAACAGUAGGGGACCAAGGACUGAACCUUGGGGGACACCAACAGAGAGGAGUUGGGGAGAAGAAGCAGAGCCAGAGAAAGAAACACUGAAAGAGCGCUGGGAGAGGUAGGAGGAGCACCAGGAGAGAGCAAUAUCUUGUAGACCGAUAUUGCGGAGCAUGAGAAGAAGCUGUUGAUGAUCAACAGUGUCAAAAGCCAAAGACAGGUCAAGGAGAAUUAGGAUAGAGUAGUGACCUCGAGAUUUUGCAGCAAGUAGAUCAUUGGAUACUUUGGUCAGUGCCGUUUCCACAGAGUGCCUAGCGCGGAAACCAGACUGAAGCGGGUCUAGCAGAGAGUUGGACUCGAGGAAGUCUGUCAAUCUCGCAUACACAAUUCUUUCAAGGAUCUUGGAUGCAAAAGGCAGUAGUGAGAUAGGACAAUAGUUGGAUGGGGAGUUAGGGUUAAGAUUGGGCUUCUUUAGAAUUGGGGUUAUAGUUGCAUGUUUGAAGGGCGAUGGAAAUAUACCAGAGGAGAGAGGGAGAUUGAGAAUUUUAGUGAGAGGUGGAGAAAGAGAAGAAGACAGAGUACGGAUGAGAUGCGAGGGAAUUGGAUCUAGGGAGCAGGUGGUGGUGCGGGAGGACUGGAGCAGAGUAGAAAGCUCUUCCAAUGUAGAGAAUAGAGCUUUACAUUGAGCAGUAGUGGCUGUGUUGCCUAGAAUACCUUGUGCCAAGGCUGGACGACAGGGAUUGGCUGAGAAUGCUGCGCUAACAUGCCUCUCUCAGCCACUCAAGGUUGUCCAGGUUGGAUAAAUGUGAAAAAUAUUGGGAAUUUGAGAAUUUUUACCAAAGGAUGCUUUAAAUAUAUAUUUUCUUUUAAGAAAAGUGAAUAGGAGUUACUAGCCCCUUUAGCAACCAGAUGACCUAAUGAGAUUGGUAUACAUCUAAAAAAAAAUAACCAUCUACAGGCAUACACCCACUUUAAGUACACUCGCGAGUACAGACAUACCCGCGCCUCUUCUGUCCUCGAGUGAACAGGAAAUGGAAGGUUCUAUUCUUGCCCGGAGCAGAUCAGUUCAGUGUCUUUGGGUCAAGAACUUUUCACACCUUCUGACAUGGCACAGGUUAAUCAUCUCAAAUUUAUAAUGCCUACUCCUAGCUGAAUAUAUAUAUAUAUAUAUAUAUAUACACAUAUAUAUUCACAUAUAUAUAUAUAUAUAUAUAUUUUCUGCCCAUACAUUGUCCAUAUUCUGCAAUCGGCUGCCAUCCAGUGAAAGGGUUUACCCUGCCUUUGCCGUUUUCUAUAACCAUGACUUAGCAGCUUAGCUGCAUUAGCCACAAUUCUGAGGAUUCAAAGUUAAACCAUAAAUGCUUAAAGUGAUGAAGAGGGGUUUCUACACAAAGCUGCUAACAAAUACAAAUUGGCACUGUAUUGACAGAAAAUGGCCCAGUGGGCAUGUUUAUUUUACUCUUCCUCCCAGUUUAAGGUUGUCAGAUGAGUAAAACAUUAAAGAUAAAUUAGAUCUGGAAUUAGAAUUUUCUUUUUACUGUUUGUUUUAACUGAAUAAAAGCCCACUGGAAAUCACUAAAUAAAUCACUGGAAAUAAAAUCACUGGAAAUCUGCAGUUGCAGUAUCCGUUAUGCCUGUAAAUUACUAUUGCAAUGAAGUACAUGCACUGGGAAGUGAAAAAAGGUAUUGCUUCACUUUAAGAACAUUCCGUUUUACAUACAUGCUCUGGUCCCAUUGUGUACUUAAAAGUGGGGUAUGCCUGUAUUUACCAGUAAAGGCCUCUAGAGAGUAAAUAUAUAAAACGCUUAUACGCGUCACAGUGUUGUAGUCCCUUUCCUUCUUCCCUUGGUGCACUUGAUGGAGGGGCACUAUUACUCAAAAAUAAUGCAGCAUAUUAAAAUGGUUUAUCUCCCAUUUUAAUGUGGAAUUUUUUUUUCAUUUUUGUUAAGUAAUUUUACUUUGCAUAUAGGAAAGAUGAAGAAACUAAAUGUCCUUUCUCUGAUCUGUAUCUUAGAGUAUACAUGUAUAGUGGUUGUACCAUAUUUAAAAUUGCAAUUUUCUCUGCUUUGUGUCUGAUUUUUUAGGAUGGAUCCAUGAAAUAUCCCAUUAAGACAAUGACACUGUGGUUUGUAUCUCAGUUAAUUAAAUGAAUCAUUUUAUCUACCUCUUUCCCUGCAGCUCAGACCACCCUUUCACUUUCUGGGUCAACGUCCCUAUCAUGGCCUGUGCAAACUGACUGUGUUCAAGCCAAUGAGCAGUGUAAUACAGACCAGUCCUGCAGCUCCCGAUACCGCAAACUACGCCAAUGUCUUGGAGGAAGAGACAGGGAUGUUCUGCUUUCCAGCCAGGAGUGUAAGACUGCCCAGGAGGUUGUCCGAGAUAGUGCCCUCCAUCUCUGUCGCUGUCACAGGGGCAUGAAGAAAGAGCUGCAGUGUCUUCAAGUAUACUGGGGAAUCCGUGCUGGCCUGGCUGAUGGUGAGAGGUGACCAGAUGGUUACAUUUUAAAGGAGCUCGUACUAGAAUUUUUUAGGAGCUGGUGUAAAAGAAUGCAUGUUGGUGCAGUAAAAACUAUUUAUAGGAUGAGCAGGCCAAUGUCUAAGAGGCUCAGUGGGAAAGUAUCAUAAUAAAGGGUCAUGAACAAUGUUUAUUUUCUUUAGUGUAAGUCUUUAUGGUAAAAGGCGUUGCUGCCUGUCCUUGCUUUUUAUCUCUAAGGUUUCCUUGAAACAGCUUGCCUAUUUCCCUGACGUGUCUAUGUUACUGCCUUUGCUUAUUGGACAUAUGGCCUUAAUGUUUGUUUACUUUAGCCCUUAUACAUACUAUUUCUAUCCUAAGCGUUAUGCAUGGCCACUUUAAGGUUUGGUAUUAGGCCUUUCUAUCAUUCCUUUUGCACCUUUGUUUUCUGAGGAUUUUCUACUGGUCCUGACAGGGAGUCACAUCCAGUUUUCACCUAGCAGAAUUCAGUGUGGUAAGAAAUAUAUAGCCCCUCGUGGAUGGCCCUUAGUAGGGACUCUGCUUAUUAGUAGUAUACAGAGAGAAAUAUGGAAUAGAAACAGGAAAAUCAUGCUAUCUAGCACUUGUGAGACAGUUGAGAUCUGGUAUAUAAUAUCAAAUAAUUGGUGCAAACUAAGAGGGAGUAAUAAACUGUAAAGGAGUGGAAGAUUAUACAUGAAAGGAUAAGCAUGCAAUUACUUACUGCAGUUGGAUAUCUUUAUUGAUCUCAAGUGAGAGUUGUAUCUGCUAAGACAAAUAAAUUUUCUUGUUUUGUUUGUGUAUGGUUUUGAUUAGUCCAUAGUAGAUAAAACUAAUUUCCAAGAAUUGCUAAUCUGUAUUACCUUCAGCUGUCCAAGAUUCAAUGAGAAACAUUUUGAAAUUCUAUUUAGUGUGAUUGCUGGAGUUAUGUAUGAUAUAUAGAAGUUAAAACAUGAAGGUAAUACAAUUUGUAGAGGAAGUGAAUAGAAAAAUGAAAGAAUGGUGGAAAUUGGGAGGAUUUCAUUACCUUGAGAUUUCUGCUUUGAUUGGAAUUGUUAGAUUUACACAUAAUACCUCAGCUACCCUUCAUCAAUUGUACCUCUCACAUGUAUUAAACUUUAAGACCCUUGCUUACAGAAAUAUUUCCAGUUCUAUUAAAAGAAUGCAGUUAUACCCUAAUUAUAAAGACUGCCAAUUCACUGCAUGAUAGAAUAAUCAAGAUUCUUGUAGAGUCAGCAAAUCUCUCACAAAUAAGUAUAUUCAAUUCUAGGAUUUCGUUUUAGAGAAUUUUAGGGAAAAGCAGCACAACUCAAGAUUAGCUUGUAGAUCACGUGCCUAUUUUCUUCCUUUAGAAGACCAGCACACUACUGCUUCUAAGCCCAAAACUAUUAUAAUGUGAAUAUCACAUCUAGUCAUCUGGUUACAUAAAAAUAAGAUUACAAAUUUUAUUCUGUCUUUCAUAGUUGAAUUAUUUCAUGCUAUGGGUAGACUGUAUCAAGAUUCCUACUAUCGAUAAAACCUAUUUAACAACUCUUGUCCAGGCCAAAACAAAGGUAAAUUCAAAGAUUGAACAUUAUUCCCGGAGGCCUAUUUUUCCCUAGAGAAAAUAAUUAAGGUACAACAAUCAAUCACAAUACUCAGAUCACUUGUUGAUUUACCCAUUAUUGCCCCAUUGCCUUAUUCUUCUUUUCUUAUCCAAGAACAAAUGUUGUAAAUACUUUAAACGGGUGGUUAUGAAGUUCAUGAUAUGUAAUGGCCAACCUACAUUUCAGGGAUUCAUAAAUAUUUUUUUUCAAAAGAUACAUGUGUAGUUGGGUAUCUUGCCAAUAUACUAAUACAUCAAUUUGAGCAGCAUUAUUAGACAUAAACAGACAUUGCAACGUUUUGGUCCACAAUGGGGCCUUUGUCAAGCUAACCACAAGUGAUAUCCUUUAUAAAUAGUAAUCAAUUAAAUAAUUAACACGGUACAUAUCAAGACAUAGAUAAUCGAUCACACAUCACAUUAAUCGCAUGUUAAUAAUGCAUUCGAAUAAAACAUAAAAAUUAUUAAAAAACAUUAUAAAGUUUAAAAAUAAAUUUUUAAAAAAUUACCUGCAUGCAAAGGGACAUCAAGAUCUUGUUUUGGCACAGUACUGCUUAAAGGUUGCCUACCUCUGCUCUAGAGCAAUGAUAGCUAUCCCCCUAGGCCUUUGUUACUACAUUUCCCCUUAAUAUCAACUACCACAUUUUUUAGACACAGACAUCAUUUUCUACACCUUAAAAUUGCCAGUUUAAAGUUGAUUUUAACAGAUUUGCAGGCUGAGAAGUCUCCCAGUUUUAGACAAUUAUAAUUCUAGAUUGCUUCCGAGUGCCGACUAACAACACGGAUACAUGGAUUUGCUAAUUUUUUAUCAAGAAUAUUUACAAGCUAGUGCAAAAAUCAACCAAACAGACAAAAGUAGACUACAUAUGUAAUCAAGUAGCAUUUGAAACCAUUAUAAGGUUAUAUUUAAUUCCUACUUUUUACAAUAUUAACUAUAUUUUUGAAGUUGAUGUCUCUAAUUGCUUACUUUUCAAUAAAACUAAUAUCUGCCUCAAACAAAUCAUUUUUCUUUUAAAAAUAAAAUAUUAUACAGGCUCUUUGGUAGGCAGACUCUUUUGGAGGUACCCUUGUUCCUAUACAAUAUUACACCAAUCAAUGUAUCCUUAAGCUACUCAAAACUGCCAUGAGUAUAUUCUCUAACUAUGGAUAUGCAGUAUUUUUUAACCCAAGGCCCAAAACCCCAUCAAACAGCACCUGAUCACCUUGCUGGCUUCACCAUAUUGAGGUAAGCCUUCUCCUGCCAAGUUUAUACAAGGUUUCCUUCUUUCCAGUUUUGACCUGGUUUAGCCAAUGAGAGAAAAACUCUGUAUCAUACUAACUUCUUCUGACCCAGGCCACAGUCAUGAACCCAUGUCCAAGGGGCUGUAUUUGAUGUCCCAUCUACCAUAUUACUACCAAAGACUUUGGCACCUCUAAUAGCAUUUGUUAAAGGAUUACAAAUGAAAAAUAACAACCUUGUUGUAUAAUAUGUAACAUCUCUACACCCAAGAAAGUGUCUCCAUAUUUAUGGAUCAAAAGUUGGUUGCAGGAACCGCACUCACUCCCAACGGCCACAAGUGUUCUGGAACAGGACCAGCAAUCCAAAUACGACAAGGCAAUAAGAAAGAUUCACAGGCACUCCAAAUGUGAAAGCCGCAGGCAGAUUUAUUGCAACAAAAUGAACAGCAACGUUUCAACCUAACAAGAGGUCUUUGUCAAGCUAUCACCACACAGUAAAUAAAGUGCAUAUAUAGCGAACAGUGCCAGAGAGCAAAUCAAUCAAUAAUUCACUUAAUUCAUUAACAAGAAACAUUAAUUAGUGCAAAAAUACAUUUUUAAGGAUACAAUCACGUCGGCACAAUGGUGAACGACACACAGCUUGUGAUCUGUUUCCCUCUGAAACGUAAAUGUUAAAGCAACCCUGGUUUUGCUUUUAACUUUUUUGUUCUCUAUUUCUCAGUCCUUGGUUUUUAUUUUUUUUUAAAUUCUCCUUAGUUUUUUUUAGGGACUACUUCUUCUAAAGGAGAGCAUGAGUUUUGGUGCAUUUUGGCAAUGGGUGGAACUAGAACAAAGUUCCAUAGCACAAAAAAAUUAAAAUAGGAGGAAAUCUGAGUAUCCAAAAACUAAAUGGAAAAAAAUUAUAGUAUUGAUAUAGUGAGGCUGGUAUAAGUGGAAAGAUACCUAAUUAAGUCAAAAAAUGACUGAACAAACAAAAAAAUUGAAACUUGACCUUUAAUAAAUACUGGUUAAAAAUUGUGAUUAACAAAAUUCAGCAACACCCACCAAUAAGAGAAAACACAUAAACAAAAAAAUAAAAAUAAAUAAUAGACUACAAAGGGAGGAUCUACUAAAUGUAGAAAGAGUCUACCUAUGUUCCUAUAGAUCGGGGUGGGCAACCUUUGGCCCUCCGGAUGUUGUGGACUACAUCUCCCUAGAUGUUUUUCAGCAUUAUGACUGUAAGAGCAUUAUGGGAGAUGUAGUCCAAAACAUCUGGACGGCCGAAGGUUCCCUACCCCUGCUAUAGAUAAAUGAAAUAUAGAGUAGGAAGGGUAGGUCUACUAAAUUAGGUAAAGUAGUCAAUUGACCGUGUACUGUCUGAAGGUACAUAAAGAUAGCAGUAAGAAACAGAAAGCUUGGCAGGUAGGCAAGUGAUUUCUUCAAAAAUUUUAAAUGGCAAAAAUGAAAAAAAACCAAGAGAUGGUAUAUUAUAACAUAGAUAAUAUUAAGAUAUUGAAAAAUAAUUACAACAGUGUUUUUUUAAGCAGAGACAGAGACAUAAUCACAUAUUACAUUUUGCAUGUAUCAGAUCCUAUUCUAUCUGAAAAUCUUUUUUGAUGAUAUAUAUAUAUAUAUUUUUUUUUUACCUAAUAUGAUGUUUUGCACAAGCUGAAAUUAUGAGAUUGUGUUAAGCUGUUCAUAAAUGCUUUUCAAAUUGUGUUUGCUUAAAAAGCCUCUAUACUACAACAUGAAGUGACCUAUUACAAUACAACUGAAUGCAUCUAUUCAGCACAUUUGGGUAAAUGAAAGUGACUUUCCCUUGUUAACAACCAUAGGCUACUGAAAAACCCAAUAUCUUAGAAUGCAAAUUCAACAAAGAACAAACAGCUAACGUUAAUUCUCAGUACAAAGAAUUGAAAUUGUAGGGACUCGACAGGCUAAUGUUGUUCAUCUUUUUAUGCUAUAUACUAAAUAAAUACAUAAAAGUAGUAUUAAUAAUAUACUAAUAAAUACAACUAAACUUCCUCAUCUGGUGAAAAAAAAAUACUCAGGAUUCACAGAUACAGCAGUGAAAUUUUGUCAAACCAGGAAGUGGCAUUCAGUCGUGAUGCUCCCUUCUUUUUCUAUGGGGGUUCUAAGCAUACCCUAUAAAUGCCUGCACAACAGAGCUUUAUGGACACAGCAGGGGUUUCUGGGAAUUGUAGUUGAGAUGUCAGCCUUCUAUGGUAUAAAUGACAGCAGAAUUACAACUUCCAGAAAUCCUACUGCCCUGCCUCUCAUGAUACUGCGUGUUGAUACGUGUUGACAUCUCUGUGGAUCUAUGUUUGCAUAUUUUUUUAAAAAUACAAAACAUUUCUAUGAAACUGUGUUUUUUAGAUUUUGUAAUAUUUUUGGGAGAUUUAGGCUGACUCAUUCACAUCGCUCUGUGUUUGCUUCUGCUGAUAUUAAGAGGUGCUGAGUUUACUGUGGUCUUUUUAUGCUUGCUUGAUUGCUUGCUUUUUUACUUUAGCAACAAGUCAUUUUAUGACGUGCAUGCCUACAUGCACAUCGUAAUCAUAUAAUCAUAUAAUGGUUAUUUGCUAUUCAUGGGACAGUUAGGAUAAAAGGUAUAUAGAGAAAAUGUUAAACAUUGAGAAAAACUGAACAUGGUAGAGAAUCCGUUAUUUAGAAUUUUGAUUGUAGAUGUCAGUGUUUCUGUAGACAGAAAUUAUUUGGUUUGCGGGAAAGAUGGAUGAUGGAUAGAUAGAUAGAUAUAUAGAUGGACGGACGGACGGACGGACACACACACAGACGGAUGGACGAAUGGAUGGAUGAUGGAUAGAUAGAUAGAUAUAUAGAUGGACGGACGAACACACACACAGACGGAUAGAUGGAUGGACGAAUGGAUGGAUGGAUAGAUAGAUAGAUAGAUAGGUAGGCCUUACUUUAUGUGAAAAGAGAGAGUUUCAGAAUAUACAUUGUGAAAAAGAAGAUAGAGAUUAAAACUGGAAUAGUGAUGUGACUGUAUGGAGUAGUUGGCAAAUAUUAAUGUAAAAUCUGUGAAUGAUGAAAGAAUACAGUUAUGGCUAAAAUAUUGCAGGAUAAUGAUGGCGUUAAAAGAAAAUAGGAUGUAUUAGCACAUAAAAAUAAUAGUUGGAGAACAGGAGAUGAUCAUUUGAACUAAUAAUGAGUUGGGUGUAAAACAGAGUAGCAUUGAAGAAGAGUGGGAAGGACAAGGUAAAAGAAAAUAAAGAAAGGACAACAAAACACUGUUUUCCUUCUCUGUGAAUGCUCAAUGUAGCUGUGAUAAACUCUGCAUGUCUUCCCCCUCAGGAGAUGAAUUUUAUGAGGCGUCACCAUAUGAACCAGUUGCCCCACGCCUAUCUGACAUCUUCCGUCUGGCAUCAAUCAACUCUGGUGAGUGAGGAACACAAAUUGACAUAGUUACAGAUGCGGAAAGGAACUGAAUGUCAGUACAUGUUCCCUGCACACUGGGAACACAUUUUAAGAGUGGUGUCUUAAUUAAUGGCAUGGUGUGAACAGAACUAUGUACUGUAACUGGAAAAAAAUGAAUUCGCCAUCAGUGAACUAUAAUUCAUUGUACUUUCAAUGUGAGAUAGACAUGCUGAGAGAGGCAGAUGCAUAACAUCUGAUUUAAAGAUUGAGACACAUAAGGGAAUUGUGAAUAAGAGUACCUUGUUCAAUGAUAGUCGAACAACGUAUAUGCUAGUGUGCUCUCAGAGAUUUAUCUAAUUCAAGAUGCUCGUAUUUAAUGCAGGGCAAUAUGUUGUGAUUGAGAGAUAGUUUAAACAAAGGGACACUAUAGUUACCAGAACAACUACAGCUUAUUGCAUUUGUUCUGGUGAGUAAAAUCAUCCCCUUCAGGCUUUUUGCAGUAAAAACUGUAUUUUUCAAGACAUGUUUUAAGGACAUUACAUCAAAGUUGAAUCAGACUGUAGUGUGUUUUUCCACUUUAAUUUUGAAUGUGACUCCAAAUCCAGACCUCCAUAGGUUGAAAAAUUUGAUUUCCAUUUUUUGAUUUUUAUGUGAUUUUGUUGUCAGCACAUUCAACUAUGUAAAGAACAAAGUAUUUCAGAAGAAUAUUUAAUUCAUUCAGAUCUAGGAUGUGUUAUUUUUGUGUUCCUUUUAUUUUUUUGAGCAGUGUAUAUCAUUGCACUGUGAAUGGGAAACAACUGUAAAUUAGACAGAGUUGUAAAUGUAAGGUAACCCCCAGUUGUGAGUGAGAUUUAGCUCAGUAUGCUGGUAACUAUCACUCUGAGUUGCGAGUGAGAAUUAGCUUGCUCAGUGCGGUGUGAGUGAGUUUUAAGCUCUAUAUAUUUUGAUUGAAAUUUACAUUGAUGCUUGCUGUGAUAACAGGUGCUGAUCCAGUCUCGUCCAAGCAUAAUGCCUGUCUGGAUGCUGCCAAGUACUGCAAUGUGAAUGAUAUCUGCAAGCGGCUGCGCUCAGCCUACAUCUCUACCUGCACUGCAGGAGCAGGAGACAAGACAUGCAAUCGCCGCAAGUGCCAAAAAGCCUUGCGUACCUUCAUUGAGCGUGUCCCUUUGGAUCUUUCAUAUCCCCUGCUAUUCUGUCCCUGCCGGGACAAGCCCUGUGCAGAGCGACGGCGCCAGACUGCUGUGCCUGACUGCUCGUUUAUGCGUUUAGAGAUCCCUAACUGUCUAGAGAUUUGGGCAGGCUGUCGACAGGACACAGUGUGCAGGUAACAGUUUAAAGAGCAAAUGAUGGACACCUUACUAAUGAAUCGAGCUCCUGAGAACGACCACUGACAAUGCCUUUCAGUCUACAAUGAGCGAUAGCAGUUAUACAAAUAAAUACAAGAUAUGAAGUAAUUCUUCAGUAUCUGUAGAUUUAUGUACUUCCUUUGUAUUUCUCUUUUUUUAACAGCCCUCCCUGUCAUCUUUCCCCUUUUCCCUUUCCUUAUCCUGAUCCUCCACAUUUCCAUUCUGAAGUAGGGGCUAUCCACAGUAAGCGGCACCCUUUUAAGAUACAAAUUAGAAGGCAUGGGGUGUGCAAAUAUGAUUUACAAAUAAACAAAAAGUGUUUGAACCCUUGAGAUGAGAGAUAACUAGGAAGUUACCAUUGGAGAGGGGAAAACAUUGUAAUAGGAGAAAGGGUGUGGAGGUAUGGGAGCAUUUAUAACAGGCUUGAUAACAUGGACACAUUCCAUCCAUAGGAACCCAUCCAACCUCUCCAUAAGUGUUCUUCUGUACUCACACUUACCUCUCUAUUCUGCAGGUCCAGGCUGGCAGACUUUGUUACCAGCUGUCAAAGUUCAUCUCAGUCUGCAAGUGGUUGUGUUCAGGAUAAUUACCCUGCCUGUCUGGGGGCAUAUGCAGGGCUUAUAGGUGAGUACUGUAAGGAAGAAAAUCUGUAAUAAUACAAAUAUGUUUUAUAAAUAAUGUGGGGUUUUAAAUAUUUAUACCCACAAAAUGUUGGUAUCAGUUUAUUUUGUGAGUAUUCACCUAAUUAGGUCUUUAAUCUCUCUAUAUCCACAGGAUUUGAUGUAGCCUUGAACUUUAUGGACUCUGAUCCACAUUCACUGGCAGUGGGGCCCUGGUGUACCUGUAAUGGGAGUGGAGAUGAGGAGGCUGUAUGUAAACGAUACCUCAAUACGUUUACUCAAAACACCUGUCUGAGUGAGUGAGAGUUAUGGGGAUAUGACCUAUGGAAAAAUAUCUAUACUGGAUUUGUGUGGGUUGGUAAAAGGUGCAGUUGUCACCCACGUACCUCGAAUAAGGUUGAUGGCAGGAUUCAUAGCAAAGAUGACUAACAUAUCUAGGUAUGGGGGUGUCCCAAGAACAGAUAUGUUUUAUAACAAGGGAGGAAUUAUCUGAAGCAGGAGGAACAUGUGUGCAAAGAGCAUUAUGAAAAUGGUGAACUGAGUCAAUGUAUUGAGUAUAAUACAUUCAUUGACAUUUUUAAAUAUGUGUAUGUUGUCAAAGCAUAAUGUGUAUUUGACCUCAGAAAAAUGUAUAUAGGGCUAUACUUUUAGUAAUGCAUCUUACAGUACUUUGUUGUUGAUCUCUUCCUAAUUAAUUAUUUGCAGAGAAAGCUAUUUAUGCCUUUGGGAAUGGCUCUGAAAUUGGACACACACCAAGUGCCCCCAAAACUCCUCAUACAACCAUCUCACCCCGAACUGAGAGAAGACUUCUCCCCGACAAUCAGAGUGACAGCAAUAUCCAGUAUGAGGGUAACACAGGCAUCUGCACUUCUCUACAGGUGGGAAAGGUCCAAAAAUUUAAUUCAAGUUACUUGAGAACUCAAAACACACCAGUAAACUACAGACACACUAAAUAUUUCCAGAAUUGAAUAGUACAGGGGCAAAGUGUUUGAUUCAAAAUAAAUUAUUCAAAAAACAAAUGGUCCUCCAAUGUGAGUAGAGGCAGGUGGGUUCUUUUCCCAUUAGACAUACAGUGCAUCACCAGAGCUGGGUUCUUCACCCAGGACUUAAAUGCCAUACUUCAUUAAACAGUUUAUAAUUAUCCUUUUUUGACGGCAGAUAAGAACCGUUUGGCCCAUCUAGUCUGUCCAAUUUUCUAAAUAAUUUAAUUACUCCUGGCCUUAUCUUAAGUCUAAGAUAGCCUUAUGCCUAUCCCACGCAUGCUUAAAAUCCCUCACUGUGUUAACCUCCACCACUUCAGCUGGAAGGCUAUUCCAUGCAUCCACUACCCUCUCAGUAAAAUUAUACUUCCUGAAAUUAUUUUUAAACCUUUGCCCCUCUAAUUUAAGACUAUGUCCUCUUGUUGUGGUAGUUUUUCUUCUUUUAAAUAUAGUCUCCUCCUUUACUGUGUUGAUUCCUUUUAUGUAUUUUAAAGUGUCUAUCAUAUCCCCCCUGUCUCAUCUUUCCUCCAACAUAUACAUGUUAAGAUCCUUUAACCUGGGGGCGGAGCCUGACCGCAGAUCAAAUCAGACAUGUUUAGUCCGAGCUCCCACAUCUAAGCCAAUAAAUCUGAGCCAACUGCGUACCACAAACAUAUACUGAUCUACAACAGUGAUCUUAUUACUUAUCAGCCGACGGUGAACUCAGGGAUACCCUAUAAGACCCUACACGGUAUCCCAGUAACCUGAUCGAGGCCUGAGGCCUACCAGAGCUUGAGUUGAGGUGAGACCCAGUUCUCCGGCCGACGCUUUGCUGGGUUAUCCCGGCUCCCACAGGCGACCACCAAUGCACACAGCCACGCUUAAGCACUAGUCCUGCCGAGAAUCAAGAACUGGGCAAUUACCCCCAAGAUAGCUGACUACCACAAGCAUUGUGCACAACAUGGUGUGGGGAGCAAACGGAGCACGUGUGAGGUCAGGACACAACGUAUGGCAAAGGAACACGCCAGCUUCAGUGCUAAGUUAUCUGCCUACCUUGGGCCGCCUAGAGCACCAGCUGUUCCCUGCAAGAACUUGGCCUUCUUUGUGAAUAACCAGACUUGUGGCCUAAAGAUGCAGGCCUUCACAACGGCCCGGGGCUGUGUGGAGGACUUGCUUGGACUCUGCUUCUUGCCACCGCACCACCCCCUAAACCUGAUACCAAGCAGAGGUAUGGGAUGAUUCGGGACUUUGCACCCCAAACACACAGAAGCUGGUGAGAUGGCUCACAACUCGGACUAUCCACCUAAACACAACAUGUCUGCCUGUUUGUAUAUUUGUGUUUCUUUUCCUUGCCCACAUACUAUAACAUAACAUAUGUUUAACUGCUUGUGUGAGGAAGGGCACCAGAAAGGGCAUUUUACCAACGCAUGCUUUAUAUGUAAGCAGACGCGACACUUUAUAAUGCCGACACACUUGCAUAUACCUAGCUCUGGCACACACCAGCUCCACUGGGCACAUAUACACUCGGUGCCCCCACCGCUAUGCCUGUAUUGGGGAUACAGGGCCCGAUACCUACCGUACACAAGCGUAUGAUGCGGGGUGGGAAACAUGGAAUCACAAGCCUGUUACUCUUCAUAGUUGUAUAAGCAGUUAGCAUGUACUCACACAUAUCUAGCCUGCAACACUAAGCCCAUCGCAUGUUGUACAUUCGAAGACACCCUGCAUGAUUUCUAAUGUUUAAUGACACUAGCCUGAUUAAACGUGCACCAGUGAAACACAGUAGUUACCUCGCUUAGGGGUUUACCCUAUUUAAAGUUGUUAUGCAUGUUUUUUGUUUCUCUUGUUUAACUCCUUCCGUAUUCUUCCUGAUCCUAUUAUUAUAAAAUUGUUCAUGUCUACUCUAAUAUCCCAAUUAUAAUAUGUGAAACUCUGCUUGAGGAUUGCCGUUGGAGUACCUCAAACGGUUCUGUUAUAUUCUUAUGCACUGCAAAAAUACAAAAAAAAAAGAUCCUUUAACCUUUCCUGGUACUUUUUAUCCUGCAUAUAAUAAAAUAUCACUGUUAAAUGUUUAAUCAUCAUUAUUUCUUAUUAUAGGAAAUGAAGAAUACCAGCCUGUCAGAUCUGGCAAUCUGUGUCUCAGAGGUAAUAUAUAAAAGUAUUACUUUAAAAUAUCUGGGGGAUCCUUAUAGUAUCCUGUAUUUAUUGUUAUAAUACACAUUACUGUAUUUAUUGUAAAAAGGCACAUUAGAAAUACUUACUAAUCACAGAGUCACGCUCAUCGAGAGAGACAGCCAUCCUUUAUUUUUAUGAGCAUUUUGCAUCAAUUGCAUUCAGGAAACCAGUGUGUGUGGACAGCUUUUAACUAAACAUUAGUACAUGUCCAGAAAUACGUUUGUUACAUGUAAUAAGGAUUUUGGCUUGCAUAGGCUAUCACUAGGACACCAUGUUACUUAGGUAAAACUGGUCUCUUAUGCAGGUAUGCUCAGGGGAUUCGUUUUUUGUUGGUAUAACUCACAAUGACAGAUGUUUGAUACUAACAGAGUUAUUUACCAAUAUGACAUAAAACUAAGAUUUAAUGCCAGUGUUUAAUGAACUCUGAUUACUAUAUAUACAUAUUAUUAUAUUUUUUUUUUUAAACACCUGGGAACUCUAUGAUCUUUGGCACAGUCACCAACGAUCAUGUUUUAAAGUAGUGGCGGAAUUAGUCAUUAUACCUUUAUUGAAGUCAGUAUAGUGACGUCACAUGGGUCUGGAACUUAUUAUACACUAUUCUCUGUUUUUUGUUCUCUCACUACAGUCUCAGCUCAACACAGAGGUAGCACCUGACUUGAAGACAGAUGAGGAACAUUCUGGAAUACCUCACCUUCGACCUUCGAUUCUGUACACUAUUCUUACAAUUCUCUAUGGCAUAGCGCUCUUUCCGUGAUAUAUGUAUUAUGAUCUCCUCACCCCUACUAAGAUGAGAUGGACUGAUUCCCUAAAAGCGUUGUAAAUAAAAUUCCCAAACUCAAGGGGAUGGAGAUGAAUAAGGGCAGUAAUGUGGGAUCGCACUUCUCUGCCAACCCUGAUGUGAAACAGGGGGAUGUUUAGCAAUCAAGCUGACAAGAUGUAAUAAACUAUGUAAGACUACUCAUUUUUCUCUUUUGUGAAAAUUACGCUACCCAGGUAUAUAAGGGAAUGAUACUGGAACAUAUGUCAUAUGAAUGAUGUCUGAAAGGGGUGCUGGAGGGAGAGGUAUUGGGGUGGACAUAGUUGGGGAAUUUCAGAAAUAAUAAAGGAAAAAUAAAAUUUUGAAGAAAGAUAAAAGAUGGUCAAGAGAGGAAGAGAAGUGUGUGGUAGACAAGCAGAAAAACACACGCACUUUGUUGUGUUGGAAUACUGGUAACAUUGAUUUAGUCAUUCAACUAAAUUACUGUCCCCUUUUCAUGACUCAUGAGAAGAGCACAUUAAGCCCACAGAUGCCAAUGCGUGGGUGCUAUGUCUACCACCCCUCUGCCGGAGAUUGCAACAAAGAAAGGUCAUAAGACGUCAUUCUUCCCAUCCUCUCGUUGGUAUAUGAACAAGUCGGUAUAUUGCAUUUCUCCAAACCCCGCAUUAAUUUAAAAAGUUGCAUUUUCUGAAUUGUUUAUCCUUUUAAGCUUAUUGUAAUAAAACAAAAAAUUAUAAAUAUUAAAUAUUUAUUAUAAUAAGUUAUUAGUAAAUCUUCAACAUAUUCCACUGUACAGUACAAAGGACAAAACAAAUAUUUUUGGGGGGGAAUGUGGAUAGCCAACCCUGCCACCUAGAGCUUGCAAUCUAUAGGAAUAUUAAUAAUUUUGGAAAAAGGAAUCCAAAUGUAUCAAAGAUCUAUGUACCAGUGUAUGUCUCUCUAUAUGUGUGUAGACACACACACACAUGCACAAGCAGUGGAUACGUGUAUAGUAUGUUAGCCAAAAUAUAUCGACCUGCCCUCAAAAUGUGUUAUUGAUGAUAAGUGUCUCAGUAUGGAUGAGCCUUUCGUAGAUUUCGCGGGCCUUAGUGUAGUGGACUGUGAGGGGGUGAUAGUUCAUUACAAGAUUCUUGCAGUUACUUAACACUUUAAAUGCCAGUAGGUAGUUCUGCAUAUCUGGAGAGUCUGCUGAGAGGGGUUUAAAAAAAUGAAUCAUUGCAGGUGGCUAGCAGGAAGGAAAUUGUAAAACACAAAUGAGGCUCAAGUGAUUGUUAAAAAUCAAGCAAUGGUUUGAUGGUGAGACACUUCAGGUUUCUCUCUCCCUGUGUAUAAAUAUCUUUUUACAACAUUUAAGUGCGCAUUUUUCUUCAUUUAAUGGAUUAAAAAAUAUUGACAAUAAA
Pelobates cultripes (western spadefoot toad) is the source of this 60497-nucleotide messenger RNA. The record is from the annotation of a GenBank genome assembly. NCBI's taxonomy places the organism in Eukaryota, Metazoa, Chordata, Amphibia, Anura, Pelobatidae.